Podarcis lilfordi (Lilford's wall lizard) is the source of this 55461-nucleotide messenger RNA. NCBI's taxonomy places the organism in Eukaryota, Metazoa, Chordata, Lepidosauria, Squamata, Lacertidae. The record is from the annotation of a GenBank genome assembly.
GCCCACCAGAGGGCGGUGCGUCGCUUUCCACUAGAAGCUAGAGAGAGCAAUAGGGGCGAUGCGCAUGCGCGCCGAGAUCCACGCGGUGGCCUCUUCAAAAGCUCUCUGAGGAGCCGCUCAUCCCCCCCACCCUCCGCGUUUCCCGCUUCUGCGCAUGCGGUCCUCCUCGCCCGACCUUGUGCCCUCCCGCCGCUGUCUUGCGUUUCACCCUUUCCAUUCCCUGCCACUUUUUUCUAAAGGCGUGUCUGCAGGGGGCGCUGCAGCCAAGAGGCCUCCUUAAGCUUUCCUCUUUCCUAGAGCGGCCAGGACGGCGGCCGGCCGGCCUGCUGCCGCCACCCGCCGGCGCAUGCGCGAGUGCGGGUGAGAGGUCGGCAAGAUGGCGGCGGCCUCGUCAGUGGAUGAGGCGCCGGACAACGAGGACUAUUACUCGCUGCUGAACGUGCGGCGGGAGGUGAGGCGCCGGCGGUGGGGGCGGUGGCGGAGGCGGCCGGCCUUCACAAGCCGCUGGGGGGGAAGGAGAGGCCUGGGUAGGAGAGGUGGAGCGGGCGAGUCACUGAGGGGGGAAGCGGGGGAGGGGCGGGUCACAGAAUGGGCACCUGCGAAGGACGCAAGAGAGGUCCAGCAGCAGGAGCGCCAGGCCAGGGCGGCGUAGGGCCGGCCAUGUAGCCCAUCGUCCUGUUCCCGCAGUGGACAACCAGAUGCCCCGGUGGGAAAGCUGCCAGCAGGACCUGAAUGCAACAGGAGCAACUCUCCCCGCUCCUGUGGCUUCCAGCAACUGGUAUUCAGAAGCAUUGCAGCUCUACAAAGGCAGAGCAUAGCCAUCGUGGCUAGUAGCCAGUGACAGCCCUCUCCUCCAUGCAUUUGUCGGAUCCUCUGUGAAAGCCAUCCAAGCUGGCCAUUAUCCCAUCCUACGAGAGGCAGCUCCAUAGUAAAACUGCACUGCGUAAAGAAGUCAUUUAUUGUAUCUGUCGCGCAUCUUCGUCCCACAUUCAGCUUCAUUGGAAGUCCUCGUGUUCUAGCGUCAUGAGAGAGGAGAAAAACUUUUAUCUGCUUUCUCCAAAAUUUUAUGUCUCCUCCUGCUUGCCUUUUAUCUAAGCUGAAGAGUCCCAGACACGGCAAGCUUUCCUCAUAGGAGAGACACAAAUGCAAUUUCUACCUUUGUUUGCUAUUAAAAUUUAUUUUUAAAAACAACAAGGAGAGGUUGUAAAUAUGAGUUAAGAAUUUAAACAGUGUGUCUUAUAUUAAGAUUGUUAUUCAAAGCAGUUUCAGCAGCGUUCUCGGCACCUGUGAUUCCCAUAAAGUGGUGGUAAGAAGUAUUACUGCUUCUGACCAUGGAGGCUGAGCAUAGUCAUUGUGCCUAGUAGCCAUUGAUAGCCUUAGCCUUCAUCAGUUUCUCAGCCAUGAAGUCACUACAUGACCCAAGACAAGCCAUGCUUGUCCACAGUCAACUCACUGCAACAUGGAGAUAAUCACACCAGCCUAUUUUACAAAGCUGCUGUGUGCAUUUAUAGGGGGAAAUGUAUGCCAAGGACUCUGAAUGCUCCAAAAUCACACAAUGGCCCAUGUAGUCUAGCAUCCUGUUCUUACCAAUGCUAACCCAGAUGAAUGUGAGAAGCCCAUAAGCAGAACCCGAGCACAAGAAAACUCCUUCUGCCUGUGGUUUCCAGCAAUUGGUACUCAGAAGCAUUACUGCCUCCAACAGUGGAGGUAGAACAUAACCAUCAGGGUUAGUAACUCAUACCAUACCAUGCCUAUAGCAAGGUCACAAGCAAGACCUGAGUACAAUGAGAGCACUCUCUUUUGUAAUUCCCAGCAUGCUACGUCCAACCAUAGAGGCAGAGUAGAACCAUCCUGUCUAGUAGCCAAUUUCCACCCCUUGGUUCUAGUCCUGGCCUCUAAAGGUAACAGUAAGCAAGCCUGCUCCAUCUGCUGUAUGACAGAUAUGUGAAGCACUGUCAUGUCUCAUCUUCUGUUCUCCAGUCUUUAAACUAUUCCUCAUAGGAUUUGUUUCCCUGACAUCCUUCCACCUGACAAUCACUUCCUCCACUUUGUUAAAGUCCUUCUUAAAAUGAAUCAGGCCAAUGGCCCAUUGAGUCCAUCAUCCUAGUUCUCGCAGUGGCCAACCAGAUUCCCCAAUGGGAAGCCAUCAAGCAGGACUCAAGCACAAGAGCAUUCUCACCUCCUGUGGCAUUCAGCCUUCCAACUGAGAAGGGAGAGCAUAGACAUCAUGGCUAGUAGCCAUUGAUAGUCUUCUCCUCCAUGCCAGUAAUCUUCUCCUAAAUGAAUUUGCCCAAUCCUCUUUUAAAGCCAUCUAAAUUGGUGUCCAUUACUUUCUCCUCUGAAAGCCAAUUGCAUAGUUUAACUAUGUGCUGCAUGAAGAAGUACUUUAUUUUAUCUUUCCCGAAUCUUUCAGCAUUCAGCUUCAUUGGAUAUUCAUGAGUCCUAAUGUUAUGAGAGAGGAAUAGUUUAUUUUUCUCUCUGUUCUUUUACACCUCUAUCAUGCUCCCUCUUAACUCACAUUUUUUCACCAGACCAAAUGUCCCAAAUGUUGUAACCUUUGCGGUGGAGUUACUGCAGCUCCUUCAUCUUUAUGGUUACCCUAUUUGCCAUUUUCAUUGUGUUCCCCGCUAUGACCUCAGAUCUGUUAAUUAUCACAUGUGCUUGCUGGUGUUAAGAUUUGUAUUUAUUUAAAUAGAAAUGAUCCAAUAGCAAGGGAUUUCCCAUUUCUAACUCACCCAAUAGAGAAUAUGAGGGUGAGGUGGAGAUCAGCCAGGCAGGAAAUUACAAGGCAAACAGCCCAAGAUAACAAGAAAAAUAAGAGCAAUGGGGUAACGGGAACUGCUACCACCACAGGCAUCCCAGGUAACACUAGGCGUCUUCUUCCCACUGGGGAAUGGGACUUCAUUUGGGCAAUUCAGAAAUACUUUUCAAGUUGAAAUGUGUGAACAUGUCUAGGAUUUCUUGCUAAUUUUAAGCAUUCCCCACCUUAGCACAAACAUUCAUUAUAUCACUGGGGAGGCUUCAACAUCUUUAGUUUUUCAUCAACAGCACUGAGGGAUGGUUCAUAUUCUGGGGGUUUAAAUUAAGGGCUUAUUGUAUCUGAGCCAUAAACAGCUGAAAAGCUUCAUAGAGGUUUGUAAAACUAGUAAAAAUCUUACAGAGGAUUUCUUUCAAAGAGAAGGAAAUAUCCCUGUCCAUCCCCUCCCUCUUCUCCCUACACAGUGGGGAGGCAACUUCAUGUCAUUUGCAUUUUCACCACAAUAAAGUUGAUAAUGGCAGCGAUCUUGACUUUGAUAAAUAUUCCCCAAAGGCCACUGCAGUCUUUUGGAAAGAAGAAAGAAGUGAUGAAAAGCCCAAGCUUGCGGCUCCCUUUCAUCAUUGCCCCUUUGUUUUUGAGAAUUGCAUAAAUGAGAACCUCACAUCUCAGAACCCAGUCUAUGUGUCAUCUUGCUUCUCCGGGAAAGCUAUAAGGGUCAGCUUCUACAGAGCUCUGGAAAGUUUACAUUGCCAUGAAUGUAUUACCUUGGAAAGAGGGUAGAAUGUAGAAAUGCAUGGGCCAGACAGAAAUGGCCUGAGGUUGGGUUCGCUGGAUGCAAUAAAACCAUGGUCUUUCAGCCAUCCGGAUAUUAUCACAGGCAGUGUUCCAGAAAACCAUAGGAGAAGGUAAUAAACAUUUAUGAACUGAGCAGCUCAAGCAAACUGUCUAAACAGCCACUUUCAGUGAAUUUCCUUUGACCAUCUGCUGCACGCUCAAGCCCCAACACAGCCUCUACAGCAACCAUUUCCUAGACUGGCUCUUGUUCAAAGGGAUGCUUUUGUUUCCUUCAUAUUUUAUGGUAGCUCCUCACAAUUUUGAAGAGUAUCAGAAGUACAGUGCUGGUGUGACCUUGGGCUGCUAGUUCGUACAACCAUACGUGUUCAGUGCCACCACCUCUAUUCAGUCUCACUAGGAAAACUGGAGGAAUACUUCAACACCCACACACUGGUUUAUAGCAUACCUUGCCUUUGGGUUUGGCAUGAGCCUAGAUAUCUCUUGGAUUUCUGUUGUUGUGCAUAACUUACAUUAUUUUAUUUUUAGUACUCUGUGUGAUUCCAUAUUCUCUGCCAUGAGACUGCUACCAGAGUAAAAGGUUUGCAGGAUUUACUUAGAAUGGUGACAAGAGAGUGAUGGAUGUUGGCAUCUCCCUCCUAAGCUAUCAGCAUUUCCUUGUGGACGGGGCCUUUAACGCUGUAGAGGGACAGCGCUGGUAGGGCAAUGUACCAUGCCAGUGUGGUGUCCUUUAGUAGCUGCUUGUAUCCAUCCCUCAAUAUCAUUUAUGAGAUUUUGCCAGGUGAGGAAAUGGCCAAGAAACAACGGGUGAUUAUGCUGAGCACAUGGAAGUUGGAGUGGGGAAAGUGGUGGGUUGGAGAAUCCAGUGCCACGGACCAGAGUGACUCCCUGGUGCUAUGGAAGCAAAAAUGAAAUGAAAACAAUCAUAGAGUUGAGUGUGUAAGACGGCUGUUGGUCUGCUUUCCAUAAUUAAUAUUUUGUAAGAUUGCUCUCUUCUCUCUCAAGCUAUUUUGAUUGUUUAGCCAUCUAAUAUGGGUUGAUUCCAAAGUUGUACCAAGAUUGCAAGAGAAAUAGCAGCCAUAACACUUUAAAGACUGACACAAUGUGAUGCUGUGGUUCAUAGGUCAGAUCCAACUUAAUCAUGUUGUUCAUAAAGAUGCACUAGAAGCUUGUUUUAAAGGAAAACUUAAUGUUGUUGCCAAAUCUGACUUAAUGGUUUUGUUCUUGUGCCAUUAUUAUUCCAUGGCUCCUAUUAGCCACCAAUUCUUUUCUUGGGUAUAUAUUGAUAGGUUUCAGUGGCAGUAGGAAAAACUCCCUCCUCCCUGCCUAAACUUUGGCAAUUGGUUUUUUUAUGCUUAACUUGCAUUGAGACUAAAACAGUGCUUGGCAAGGGUGCUGCCUAUUAUAUACAAUACUUAAACUGUUUUCUACUUUGCUUUCACAACAGCAGUCAUUGUUGGGGCUGUCAUGCAAGUUACGUGAGGCCAUAAGACUCUGUCCUAGGCGUUGUUCUGUUGAACAUUUUUUAUAAACUUGGCUGAAGGAGCAGAGAAUGCUUAUCAUAUUUGCAAGUGACACAAAAACAGGAGGAAUAGAUAACACUGCAGAAGACAAAAUCAAGAUUCAAAAUGAUCUUGGCAGGCUGGAACACUUGUGCAGAAACCAGCAAGAUGAAACUCAACAGAGGUAGAUGUCAAGUCCUGCAAGUAGGUGCAAAGUAUCAAAGGCAAAGGUACAGAAUAGGGGGACCUGGCUUUGCAGUGGUAUACGUGAAAAGCAUCUUGAUGUCUUUAGUUGAUCACAAGCUGAACAUGAAUCAGCAGUGAAGCAUGGCUGCUGAAAUAGCUAAUGCAUCCUUAAGCUGUGAUAACAGAAGCAGAGUGUCCAGAUCAUGAGAAAUAAUAGUUCAGCUCUGUUCUGCACUUGACAAAGUAGAGGAUGUCAGAGGGAGGGUGAACUGGAUGCUGACGGGUUUGGAUGAAAGAGCUUUGGGAAGAGAAGAUGAAGGGCAGGGAGAGGUGAUAGUGGUCUUCACGACGUUCUCCAUUGCUUCGGGCGACAGGGCUAGCGCUUCCUUGAACUUUACUUGUGUCUGCUCAUUAACUGGUGAAUAUCUUGGUAUACAAACAAAAAAUGAUUUUUAUGAACAAAUCUUUCUGAUUCACUUUAGAAGGACUGUACCCUUCUUUGGAGGUCUUUAAGCAGAGGCUGGGCAACCAUAUGUCAGGAGUGCUCUGAUGGUGUUUCCUGCUUGGCAGGGGGUUGGACUCAAUGGCCCUUGUGGUCUCUUCCAACUCUAUGAUUCUAUGAUUCUAUACCCUAAAAGGCCAGUUAAAAAACCUUUUUAUAAAUACCCAAAAAAAAGCCAGUUCCCAAAAUGCUAUCUGUAUUCAUGAUGAUUUAUAGGCAAAACAUUUUGUCAAUGUUAUGUUUCAUAUAGUUGUUAAUUUUGUUUCCAUUUAGAACACAAGAAACACAAACCACAUUUAUUAAAUGGAAAAGGCAGUGGUGGUGGUAGUGAAGCGGGGAGCACUCAUUUCCAUGAUUCCCAGGUGAUUUGCCAACAGAGAUGAAAACGUGAAAUAUAUGUGAACUGAGAAAUGGGACUUGUCAUUGUCCUUUCAAAAUGUAAGAGUGUUAUGACAGAUCAUUUAAUUGGGUAGCUCAUAAAUCAAGGCCGAACCAAGGUACAACUUCCAGGCGAUUCCAGCUCAGAAGGAUGACUUUGGGGAAGGGAUUUAAGAAGGUAAUUGCUUCUCUUUCCCUGAAAGCCUUAAAAAGAAAACAGUCCACAUUCCAAUUUGUCAAUUUGUAGCAUUUUUGCAAACCAGUUAUUCAACAUCAGCCUCUGAAGUAACUUCUGGGGUCUUAAUAGGCCUCAGUUUAGGAGCCAUCAUGCUCUUUUGUAGUCUAAGGAGUGUGGUGGGCGCAGGUGUUGUUUUCAUCAGUGGGAGAAAUUAUCGUGUCUCACUGGUCAGCUACUGCCCAUCCAGCAUUCGAAACUCCCAUUGUUCUAGGCGCAUUUUGCGAUGGAAUUUCAUUAGCAUGAGCAGUUUCUGAGCUCUGGGUGCAAUACUGCGCCUAAGAUUUCAGAUUAAAACUGCAGAGUGGAAGGAAAGGAGGCACUUUUUCUCUCUCCCCAUUUCCAGCUACUCUCUGAAGACUGGAGAAGAGACCCUCUUAAGACCAUUAGGGGGUGGGCAGGGGAAGAACUAGAUAGACCGCGUGAAAAAUGAGCAUAAUAUUUUAGCUGCAGUUCAUUCAUUUUCUGCUUUGUAUUCUAGUUAUAAAAAAGUGCGCCUAGACAUUCCAUUGUUACGCCCAUAACCUAGGAUUAAGGUACCAUUUAGCUCCUAGCUUUCAUAUCUCAGUUUCUAACACUUUGCCCACCUUAAGCUGGGCAGCCUCCAGUCAAUAAGGUACUGACCCACCACUGUCUGCCUGCUUCAAUGGGUGCUCAGUGCUCAUAGUAUCACUCAGUGAGGGAUCAAACCACUGCACCAGACAACAAAGAAAAGAAACAACCCCCCUUGUGCCUAGCAAGCUGGAACGUCAUGGCCAUGUGUCCUGGCUUGCCCACCGAUCUGCUGCAAGUCAGUGACUCAUGGAAGAUGACCAUCAUUGACUGUGAGCUGAAAACACUCAACAUUGACAUUGCCACUUUACAGGAGACCAGACUUAUGUUUAAUGGCAGAGAAGAAACACACCUUCUGGCAAGGAGGCCUCAGAAGAACCACAAAUUCAAGCUAUAAGCAUUGCUGUAAGAAACUCACUUUUGUCUAUGAUAGAAUUGCCGACUGAGGGCUUCCUCUCUGUCUCUCAACUACCCUGGUCCAGUUAACUUCUCGAGCAUUUACGCUUCCACUAUAUACUCUGAUAUACAUAUCAAGGACCAGUUCUAUGAGGCACUAGACCAAGCUGCCAGGCAGGUCCCAGCCUAAGAGAUUUUAGGGAGAUUGCUGGGAGAUUUUAAUGCCAGAAUUGGAAACGAAGGUCACACACGGGACAACUGCAUAGGCCACUUUGGUAUUGGCAGCAUGAAUGUGAAUUGAGAAAGGCUGCUUGAGCCGUGCUCAUAUCAUAGCCUCUGCUUCACGAACACAUUCUUCUCUACCAAGGCAAAACAGUGAGCAUCCUGGAAGAAGAAGAGGAGGAGGAGUUUGGAUUUGAUAUUCCGCUUUAUCACUACCCGAAGGAGUCUCAAAGUAGCUAAUAUUCUCCUUUCCCUUCCUCCCCCACAACAAACACUCUGUGAGGUGAGUGGGGCUGAGAGACUUCAGAGAUGUGUGACUAGCCCAAGGUCACCCAGCAGCUGCAUGUGGAGGAGCGGAGACGCGAACCCGGUUCACCAGAUUACAAGUCUAUCGCUCUUAACCGCUACACCACACUGGCUCUCUGGAGACCUCCAAGGUCAGGCCACUGCCACCAGCUGGACUUGAUUGUCACCAGGCAAUUGACACUAAGCUUUUUUGGUGUCACAUGGAGCUACCAGAAUGUCAACAGUGACACGGAUUCACUCCCUGGUGGCAAGAAGAUUCUUAUUCAGCCAAAGAGGACCUAUACUGCAUUGCCAGAACAGUCAUACCCAAACUUUGUGAGUGAGUGCUGCUCUGCUUCUGUUGAACAAGCACUACUGAACUACUCUAGAGAUAGCAUUGAUGUAAGGUGGAACCACAUCAAAGAGGCAACCUACAGCACAACUGUGUCCUCUUGGCAAAAGAGAGCAGCAGAUCCCUGACUGCUUUGAGGCUGGCAUUAAGGACAUGGAGCCUGUUAUUGCUGCAAAGCACGAGGCUCUUGUGAGCUACAAGCAUGCGCCCUGCAAGAAGAUGCUUGCUGCACUGAGAAAGGCAAGGAGCAAUGUCCAGUAAUUUGCCAGAUAGUUUGCCAGUGACUGUUGGCUAAAGCUGUGUCAGAGCAUUCAACUUGCUGCUGACAGCGGCAAUACUCACAAAAUGUACAAAGGUAUGAAGAAAGCCUUUGGACCAACAUUCAGAAAAAAACUGUACCAUUGAAAACCUUGUUGGGAGAGAUCAUCACAGACCGCAGCAAGCAGAUGAAGUGAUGGGCAGAGCACUACCAAGAGCUGGGAAAACAUGGUCUCUGACAUCGUAAUAGACAGUAUCCAAUCUCUGCCUGUCUUGGAAGAGCUGGGUGCCCCUCCUUCAAUGAGCUGAAGAAUGCCAUCAACUCUCUGGCAUGUGGGAAAGUCCCAGGACAGGACGGAAUCCCAGCAGAACUGCUGAAAGCCAUCUUCUCUCAUGAUACACCUCUACGGUCUUCUCUUGCAAUGUUAGGAAUUAGGCUCCGUGCCACAAAACAUGCACGACUCCAGCAUUGUGACCUUCUACAAGAACAAAGGUGACUACCAUGACUGCAACAACUAUUAUGGAAUAUCCCUGCUGAGUACUGUGAAGACAGCCUUCUUCACAGUACUCAGCAGUACCAUGUAGUACUCAACAGAUUACAGCCACUUGCUGACAAGGUCUAUCUUGAGUCACAAUGUGGCUUUCGAUCUCAGAGGUCGAGUCAACUUGAUUCUGCAGGAGAAAUUCAGAGUGCAGAGGAGUACUGGGUGUAAGGCAGCCCCUCCAGCAAUGUGGUGAGGCACCAAGAUGGAUUAUUGCCAGCUUCCUAGAGGUUAGGUACUAGCUGUAUACGGGUUUUAUGGGUAAUUCUCUAUUGCUCACUGAAAUAGAGUUAAAGGUUUUUUUGUUCCCCUCCAGAAUUGAGCAGAACAUGUGCUAGCAAAAUGACCUUCAGAGGUGCUUGUGAUGUAUGACUCCCUCUACAGUGGAGUACCUGUGAUUUGAUUCCCCUCCUGUCCUGUAACAGUGUCUCUAAGUAGUAUAGCACUUUGUUUCCCUUCUUAUGAUUGCAUGAUGUGAAUGUGCUUGAGAUAAGCCAACCAGAUGCUUUGGACUACAACUCCCAUCAGCCCUAGGUAGCAAGGCCAUGCUGAUUGAAGUUGUUUUCCAAAAGGUAUCAGGUUGGAAAGGCUGGUUUUGAGAUGAAUUUUCAGAUAUCUUGCAGUAAGUCUACAACUUACACGGAGGUUACGUUCCCAGGAUCAUGGCUGAAGCAAAAAUCACAUAUAGUCAAAACGUAUUAGGUUCAGUGGCGGGUGGGAUUGCCAAAGUCUUUUUACUUGCCUCGUUUCCACCGCUUUUACUAUUUUUUUUGCCAAGUCUGUAGAGCUGAAUGUGCACAAGUUAAAUGCAUGUAAGUUGCAGGGUUAUUGUAGUUGCAGCAAGCCGUGCCCAGGUGUCCUUUUCCUGUCCCCUUAAGGGCUUGAGGGACUCUCAGCAGAGCUCUCUGGAGGCUCUCAAAAGCCAGUUCUGCUAGAUAACUAAAUUUACGGUACUUUGGGGCUGAAAUUGAGAAAUUCUCCAUUGCCUUUGUAGGCCUUUGUUUCCAUAUUUUGUACCCAGCUUCUUAUAGGGCAAAUUCAGCUCUUCAGAGCACUGGCUAAUCUGAGAAUAAUAGGUCACUAAACUUUAUGGGCCUGGGGAAGAGGAAGAGAAGGACGUCUAAAACCUGUCUCUGGCAAUUUGCUAGUAUAUGGCCAUUUAAUCUGUAAUAGAUUUACAUGCUGCGAAGAUGUAACUGGAUGAUUGAGAUGUGAAAUGAAUGAGUUUAAUCCCCCGAAUAGCAUGAUGGCGUGCCUCUUAAUUUUGCCCCAAGUUUAAGUAAUAAGAAUGUAACUUAAAAUAUCAUUAUUAGUGACUUAUGUAUCUCAUUAGAAUUUGAAAUGUUGUCAGUAUUUUCUGCAGUGGCUGGAGAGAGGUUAUCACUCUUGAAAUAUUGAACCAAUGACCUUAGUGAUUCACUUAUGAUGAAAGGCCCAAUCUAACAUUUUAUUGAACAUGAUAUUUGUGAAAAAUGGAACUGCUCAUUUCUAUUACUUAAUCAAUAGCACAUUAAGCCAUUUAUCACUAAUUUGAUUAAAGAAGGUCAUUGCCGAGCUCGAAAUUCCACUCCCUUCUCAUCUACUUUAAUUCUAAUAACCAAGAGAGUGGAAAGAGACAGCAGUUGCUCAGGAAGGAUGACUCCUUCACCGGGCAAUGUGUUCUCAGGAGCCAGGCAGGUCUGUCCAAUUCCUUUGUCAUUGAACCAAGACAUAUGAAUAAGAAACAGAAGAAAUCUCUCAAUUCCUGUUUGUCACCAGAAAUGGCUCAAAUCCCACUUUAUGUAUUAAAAACUGCAGUUUUUUGCUGAUACGCUGUGUUGUUCAUAAGCGAGAGGAUUAGCCUUAUAUGUGAAGCACCCUGACCUUCUGUUUCCGAGCUAAACAGCUCUGCAUUGAUCAAAAGGAGCAGGCAGAAGGCCUUUGGAAGUAUAUUGUUAGAAUGCAUUUGUGUGUGGAAAAAAGAUCUGCCCCCAUCUUUGGAAGUUAAUCAUUCAACCUCGUAAGCCUCUCUUUUGCUCCUGUACCUCCAUGUGGGUAAUCAUGGUGAAUUUCAAGGAAUUUGGCUUGUUUGUUUGUAACAAAUAGGCAUUCUUUUUAGUUCUAGAGUUUGCACCCUUGCCUUCACCUUGAAGGCUAGCAAAUGUGCUUCUGCUGAGUUUCUCCCAUUCCCAUAGCGCCUUAGAUGUUACUGUUGUUGCAACUCCAGUUGAAGUGUCCAAUGCAGUGCCUUCACCAAGGAAUCAGUGUCACUUUACUUGGCCUGAUAAUGUAUGCAGCAUUCUUGCAAUGACUGGCUUCCUGCUCUCUUGUUCCCUGCCCAUCCUGGCUAGUAAAAGCCUGUCAAGGAAGGGUUGACCAGAUGGGCCCAGGGUAUGGUGAAGGCUUAUUGACAUGAGGGUGUGGUGCCACUCACCUUAAGCAGGCGGUGGGUGGUGCGCCCGCUUCUGAAGAAACCCACCCUGGAUCCUGUGGUUUAUAACAAUUACUACCCAGAAAAAAUACCCCUUUCUUGGGUAAGGUGCUGGCCAAGCAGCGAGUUCCUGCAGGAAUUACCAUAUUUUUCCAUGUAUAAGACGACCCCUAUUUUUUUAAACUCAAAAUUAAGAAAUUAAGUUGUUUAGCUCUUUUGGGGAGUGGGGGAGGUCACUUCCGCCAAUCACUCACCCGCCUGCCUGCCACUGCUGAUCGCUUGCCACAGCCACACUGCUGAUCACACACCUCACCACAGCUGCCAAUUGCCCGUUUGCUGCCACCAACAGCCCACUUGCCGCAGCCGCCAAUCACCUGCCCACCUCGCCACAGCCUCCAAUCGCCUGCCCAGUUGCCACAGCCGAUCACCUUGCCGCAGUCACCAGUUAGCCGCCCAAUCGCCGCUGCUAAUCUCCUGCUUGCUGCUGCCAUUAAUUGCACAUCUUCUCUCUGCAUUCACUAUCCGUGUAUAAGACGACACCCAAUUUUUGUCUAAUUUAUUUAUAGCAAAUACCAUCGUCUUACACACGGAAAAAAACGGUACCUGAAUCCACUUCAUUCUGCAUUCAGGUGCUGUUUUGGAAUUGAACCAGCCUUGGUCACCUGGAUGGAUAACCUGUAUAGAGAGUGGGACAGGGGGAAUGCAUUUUUGCUUCUGCUUCUUUGUCUCUCUCCACGGGUUUUGAUACUAGACCAAGGCAUCCUGCUGGACUGGCUCUGUGGGAUGAGUAUCAGGGGACACUGUUUUACACUGGUUCCACUCCUACCUAGAGGGUCUUUUCCAGAGAGUAGCACUGAGAGACCGUGUUUCAGCUCCACAGUCUUCAUGCUGUGAUGCACUACAAGGCACAAUCUUGUCCCCGUGUCCCCAAUGCUGUUUUACAUUUAUAUUUUUUUUAAAUAAUAUUUAUUACUUUUCCAAAAAUUUAAACACUAAAAAAAAAUACAAUGCAAUACAUUACAAUGCAAUACAUUAAAACAAAAACAAUAAAUCAAACAAUUUCAUUAUCCCAUCUUUCAUUCACUUAUUUCCACGACCUCCUCACACCUCCCUUUUUGUAUUCCACUUCUGUUCAUUAUUUCAGCAAUUCCUUUCCAUCUUCCUCUGUUUUCUCUCCUAUAAUUAUCUUAACUCAUUCUAACCUUGGUUUUUUUCUGUUUUACAUUUAUAUGAAGCCUCUUGGGUGCAGCCAUUGGGAGUUUUGGAGCUGACUCUUAGUUGCCACAGGCAAAAGACUGUUCACAAGCAUGUCUCAAGCAGGGCCCUUACCCCUCCAGUGUCCCCUUCUGUGGCACAAGGGCCAUAAAGGUUAUGAGGCCCCUGAACCAGCACAACUUCUGAAUCUUCAUUGCCACUUGGAACAAAAUCUUUGUUAAUUAUAGCCUGCUUUUUUAGAACAAGGUGCAUGCAAAAUGGCUUGCAAAGAUAUAAAACCAGUUUUAAAUUAUAAACUAGAAUAAAACAAAAGAACACCAUUAUAGUAGCACAAUUAUUUUAGAUUUUAUGUUUCCUGGGGCAGAGGCCUGUUGUCUUGUGCUUUGUAAAGCCCCGUACAUGCUGAUGGCACUUUUAUCCAGAGUACUGGCUGGCUGAGCUUCCAGGAGGCUGUUGUAAGGAAUACUGAGAUAAUUGUGAGUGCUUUGAAUGCUCGAACUGUGCUACAUAAAUUAUGAUUAUUAAUGCCCCAGACUGGUGGUUUCUUGCACCAUGCCAAGAGAAGUGGUCCUAGCAAAUCACAGCUUCAUUAUGCUUCCCGAUCUGCAGAACAGAACGCGCCGGAGUGCGUCUGAUGGGUUCCCGUUUCUGGGCAGAUUUUUGAGAUGAUAGCGGCUUAACUGCAUUGAUUGUUCUAUAAUUGGAUUUCUUUUCUUCUCACAGGCCUCUCAGGAAGAGCUGAAAGCCGCCUACCGUAGGCUGUGUAUGCUGUACCAUCCUGACAAGCACAGGGACCCAGAGCUCAAGAGGCAGGCCGAGCAGCUCUUCAACCUUCUCCAUCAGGCUUAUGAAGGUCAGUGGAUGCCAGAGAUUCACAGCCAUCCUCGGCUCAGCAGCUGCCAAUGGAUUUUCUAGCUUGGAAUCCAGACAGCGAGUCUUUUUGCUGUUAAAGGCAGUAGCUGGUUUUUGCCGUUUUCAUAUGAGAGAAUCAAUACCUGGACGAUCAGUUUUUGACAAAUGAGUCAUUGGAAGGGCUGUAGCUCAGUGGUAGAGCAUCUACUACAUGUGGAGGGUCUCAGGUUUGGUUCCUGGCAUCUCCAGGUUGGGCUGGGAGAGAAACCUGCCUGAAACCCCAGAGAGCUGCUGCCAGUCAGUGCAGCCCAUACUGAGCUAGAUGAAGCAUUGGCCUGAUUCAGUAUGUUCCUAUGAGUGAACAUAUAUGUGGUUUUGGGGGGUCCCAAGAUAUACACUAACAAGCCAAUAAAGAUUCUGACCACGGAGUCUCAUUCUAUGAGUAUGACAUGGAAGGGUUUUGAAGUGACCACCUCUUAAUGCCAGCAAGCCAAUCCUCUUUUCUAGUAGCAAACUAGACUAGAAAGCUAGGAGUAAGACUGAUGAAUCAUGCUUCUCUAGGCAACUUCCAGUCUAACCUCUCUGUGCAGCAGCCGACACCAGAUUUUCGCUUUCAGCUUGGUAGGGCCAUGCAGUGCUUGAACAGAGAUGCUGCUAACUUCCACAGUCAGUUGCCUUCCUCAUACCACUCAUCAAUUCAGCAGCUCUGAGGCUUCCAUAUGUAGGAUCAGAGAUCCUCUGCAGCACAUGAGCCAGCAUUUGGUCAUUAUGGGACAGAAUCUCAACACACGUGGUUGGUAGGAGGCAGGCUGUGUCAGAAUGCCUGCAUCAAGUUGGUGGAGGACUUUUUGUUCUGUGGGCCAGGGAGCAGCAUCUCCCAUGAGAUCUUCAGCUGAAUCUCAAGAGCGUGGAGUAAGCAGGGUGAGGAAACACCAACUUUCCCCACAGGUCUUUCAUCCUUGUUCCCUUGCUAUAUGGGCAACUCCCCAUUUGCACAGGGGUUUUAUUCCAGGUCUUUGCGCAUGUUGGUGGAGCAUGCAUAAGCCCUCCCCCUUCAAGGGCCAGAAAAAGCAUGUACAUUGGUUGUCACGUGCCAGUCGAACACACACAAAAUGGUUGCUGCCUGUACUAAUCCCUCUGUUGCUUGACAGAUUCCUAGGGACACCACCCUUCAAAUCAUGUGGUUUUCUCUUGACCACCCCAGAACUGUGUGUUUAUGCACCAAAAGUAUAUCUCCCUGGUCCAAGGGAGGCUUCAUGUCCCAAGCCCCCUUCUGAGGUCCUGGGAUAGUUUUUAUAAAGCCGAAAGCACUGUUUAAAGAUUAUAACCCUGGACGAGUAUAGUCCAAAGACAGUUACAGUGGUACCUCGGGUUAAGUACUUAAUUCAUUCCGGAGGUCUGUUCUUAACCUGAAACUGUUCUUAACCUGAAGCACCACUUUAGCUAAUGGGUCCUCCUGCUACUGCCAUGCCGCCGGAGCAUGAUUUCUGUUCUCAUCCUGAAGUAAAGUUCUUAACCUGAGGUACUAUUUCUGGGUUAGCGGAGUCUGUAACCUGAAGCAUAUGUAACCUGAAGCGUAUGUAACCCAAGGUACCACUGUAUAUUUAUGUAUUCUUCGGCACCCCACCUUCCUUCCAGCAGCUUGGUGCAGAGAACAUAAAUGUCAUACUAUAGAGCUAUUGCAAGGUUAAAGUCCAGUGCUUUCGUCAGCUGCACCACACUGGUUUUCUUGUUACACCCUUACAUGUCUUGGCACCAAUUGGAGAUCAGUGCAAUAGGUGCUGAUGGCAGCCUUGCGUGGGCAAGCAGACUCUAGUCCACAAAAGCUGGUGCCUCAGUGGAUCUCUUUAAGUCUUUAAGGUGCUGCAGAAUUCAUGUUUGUGUUAACUGUAACAGGACUAGCUCAUCUGCUCUUCUGGGAUUUCCUGCAAGCCACGGGCAGGGAGGCUCUGGUCCGUAAAUCGAACAUGGUCCAUGAGGUUGUUCUGGCUGAAUGACCGCCACCUGCCCUAAACUUGGCAACCUAUGUGAUUUCUGACAGGUGGACCAGAAAGGGGAUUGCAGGCACUUCCUGUUAGCAGCACCCACUAUCACACACAGUGCUUUGCAGGCUCUGGCGAUCUGCUCAUGGUCAGGUCUUGCAGAGUGCAGUGGUUUGAUUUCAAACCACAUGAGCUAAAAUGGGCCACCUGAUGUCAUGCCAGUGGUUGCCAACUGGGUGACCACACCCUCCUGCUGAAGUGUGGUCUGGAAGGGGAUAGGGGAAAUAAUGCUCUGGUCCCCUGUUCAGAUCCAAUUCCACACCCCUGUUGUAAGCAGUCAGCCGAGCAUGCCCAGCAAGGAUCUUGGAACCCUUUGCAAGGUGAGAUCUUUCUGUUAGACAGGCAGCAGAACUGAGGUUGGGGGAGGCCUCCGAGGUUACCCAGAUUUCCACUUAGUGUUAGAACAUAGUCUGCCCACCCCACUGACUCUCUGUUAUGUGUAACUGCAGCCACAUCCUUCUUUCCUUAUCUAGAGCUGCCUUGUGAGUACCAGAUUCCUUGGUGAGCUUUUUUGGUGGCAGAUGCAGGGAUGAUGUGUAAUUGCAGAAUAGGGGCAUUGGGUUUUUUUUAUAUAGUUUUUGUUUCUUAUUUUGCUCGGCACAAAAAAUAGACAGAAGUUCAUGAUGUGGAAAGGAAAUGUAAAAAAAAUCCAACUGUGUCAGCACUGAAAUAGUCAUCUGAAGCAGUCAUAACUGUAAGUGCUUCUCAUCAGGCUGGUUUUGCUUCCCAUGAAGGAUUACAGGGGAGAUGAGAAUUUCUUCCACCAGCGAAAGUAUGGGCUAUAAUUCACUCGAGAUGCUGUUUGCUAUGCUUGGCAUGCAAUUCCCCUAUAAUUAGACUUAACUAAGUAUAGAAGAAGAUGUUCCUCUCCGAAAUAAAGACUUUCCCCAAUCUGCUGUAAAAGCUUAUCUCUUAUCUCAGUUUGCCGGGGGUGGGGGUUGUUGCCAAAAAAAUUAGAUGUUAAUAGCCAUCAGGAAACUCUGGAAUGUGUUGGGUGAUAAAUCUGCAUAGUCAAGAUAAUGCAAUCUCUCCAGAUUCUCAGCUCUGCAGUCACAGGCAGAUGGGCUGUGUGUGUUUCCGCUCCGUCUUUCAUCGAAACUGUUGCCCUUUUGAUUAUAUUCUGUUAUCUGGGUUUGGUUGAAUGAAUCUUGCAUGCGUCUGAAUUAUUGAUAGUUUGUUUGCAGCAUUUUUUGAAAUUUGGGGAGAAGUAACUGAAACUUAAGUGAAUUAGGAGCUUGCAGGAUUCUACCCCCACCCCAGUAGAAAAACUGCAGCACCAGCAGUCCUCGUCGCCCAGCGGUUUGGCCCAAAGGGGAGCUAAAGUGAAAUGGUGAAUAAAUGAUUUCUUAUUAAAUCCCAGAGAUUAGCUAAAGAAAUUUGGUUCUGGUGUUUUCUGAAUGGUCAGCAUUCCUUUCCUCCCAUUAGGCUUGGACAUGGGCGGAAUCGUUUACAGCGUUCUUAAUUAGGCCUUGUGAUGCAUGGGAACACGCUUGAAGAGCGGGAGGGAAAUCCAGCAGAGACCUUGAAAUGGGUGAUGUUUUUGUAGGGGGAAAUCCUCAACCCUUAGCAUUCCAAGAGUUAUGCUUUGAAAAAUCUGUUCUAGAAAUGCGCUUGGCAUUCUCCUGCGAAGAGGUCCUGCCUCCCAGCUUGUUUUCUAGGUACAUGCAUUUAAAAAUGUAAAUCUAGGUUUGCAAAGAGGUGUGUCACAUAGGCAUAUUUGGCAGCGAGCUAGAGAUGGCCAUGUUGUCUUUGUGGAAUGUGUGCUUGGUGGCUUGGUUUUAGGUUUCCUGAAAAUGUAUUUGGAAGGUGCUGGAGAGUAUGUAUACGUGUGUGCGUGUGCAUGUACUUCUGUCUGAACUCUGCUUUGACUGCUGCAUGCUCUGAACAUGUUUUGGUUUUGAUUUUCAGUGCUCAGUGACCCACAGACGAGAGCCAUCUAUGACAUAUAUGGAAAGAGAGGCCUCGAAAUGGAAGGAUGGGAGGUAAGACCAUUGCAGCCAGAUAGGACCUGCAAGUUGUUCAGUCUCGGAAUCCUCCCAGCCACUUUCAUUGGUGUUGUCUGGGCUAUACAUGACAAACUGCAGGUGCAUGCAAAGACUCCUGUGCCCAUAUUACUCGGGACAAGCUCAGGCUUUCACCUCUGACAGUUGAUGACCCUCUCUAUCCAGUGGAUAAUCCUUUCCUGCUCUCCAGCUUGGACAUCAAGCUGAUCCAACAUUAACUGAGAAGUGACUUUUGAGUUUCUUCAAUGUGGCAGUGCUGUGGUGUUUAAACAACAGAAGAAAUCAAAACCCGCCACUGCUUAAUCGAUCAUUCUUUCCCUCUGCCCCAUUGAGUGUGUUGAAGCAAUGUUUGUUUUAGCCUUGGUUUCGGGGUACAGUCACUCUAAGCCUGGUAAUACGGUGCUGUUGAUAGAGAGGCUCCCAACUCCCUGAAGAGGAGCUUGGCCACAGAGAGUGCAUCAAUCCUACCACACCCUCAUUUAUCGUAGGAAAUUGGCCAUUGGUUAGGAGUGCAAAGAGGCAACUUUACACACCUACGUGCAAACGCAUCCUAAACAGCCCAUAUUCCCUCAGCUGUGUGAUGGAAAAUGGAUACAAAACCAAGCAUUUUAAGAAACUGGAAGCGUGGUUAAAGGCAGAGUUGGAUGCUUGGGUUCUCAUUCAUCAGGGUCGUAGCCUAAGAUCUAAUGGUGAUAAGAACAUCUGUUGACUUCACUACCUUCAUUGUUAGGUACACAAAGUGCACCCCCUCUCCAUAUUCACUCAGAGAUGUUAUACUGUACAGGAAUAGUUCUCCAUAGAUAAAAACAAGCUUCAUCGCAUGACUCAUACUCUGAUGCCAAACCUAACCAGCAGAGCUUGUUUUAUGGAGCCACCAUCAAGGCUGGUUCUGUGUUCCUGCAGCUGCAGGAUGAAUUGUUUAAUAUAGAUCCUGCCCUACUUCAGUAAUAGCUUUCACUCUGGGGAGUCAGUUGGUGUUACUUUUUAAAACAUCUACCAAUAUUCUCCAUGGGGAAGGAACGGAGCUCAGGGGUAGAGAAUCUGCCUUGCAUGCAGAAGGGCCCAGGUUCAAUCCCUGGCAUCUCCAGAUAGGGUUGGGAGAGACUGCUGCCUGAAACUUUGGAGAACCGCUGCCAAUUGGUGUAGACAAUACUGUGCUAGGUGGACCAGUGAUCUGAUUCAGUAUAAGGCAGCUUCCUGUACUCCUGUGCUCAGAGCCCUCAAGCUUUCUUGCCUUUUGCUUCUUUCCUGUCAAUGUUGGUAUAGUUGCUGGUGAAAGGGAAGUAGUGAGGAAGGGGUCUACGUGGAGCAGCACCAGGGCUGUGUGUGAGGGGCCUGGGGUGGUAAUCUUCUCUAUUAUGGCUUAUUUGUUAUGCAGUGCAAAUUCUUAGCCACUCACUCUUGAUCCCCCUGCCUUCAAGAGCAUUUGGGCUGGUACCUUCAGGAGCAUUUGGGCUGGUUAUUAUGGACUGAGUUCCUGAAAUUGCUAAGUGUUGUACAGAAUUUGAAAGUUAACUAUUUAAAAUUAGCAGCUUUGGGGGAGGAAAGGGAGGGAGCAUCAAUCAGGGAGAGAGAAAAGGGCACAGGGGGAGUUGAGAGUGCUGUUUUAGUCUGGAGAAGAAGUUUGGGCCCUGUAUAGCAAAUGCCCCAGAGAGGAACCAACAGAGAGAGAAGGUUGCUCUAGAUGAGCAUUGGAUGUGGAGACACUGGAAAGUACAUACAGUACAAGGAGCUUAAAGUGGAGGCGUGAAGAGAGGGGAAUGUAGUUGCUGGAACAAAACUUGGGUGGCGAUACCAUCUAAACAAUGAGCAGGAAAUGUCAUGAGAACCUAAGAAGAGCCUUGCUGCUGAAUAAGGCCAAGGGCCCAUCUAGUCCUUAUCCUCCACAGAUUUGUCUAACCCCCUUUUAAGAGCAUCCAUGUUUGCGGCUAUCACUGCAUCUUGUGGGAGCAAAUUCUGGAUCUUAUUAUUUCCAUAGAAUUCUAUUUAUCCUUCCAUUUUAUUUGAAGCAUUUGCAAUCUACCCUUCACCUCGAGUUCCCAGAAUAGAGAAUACAUAUGCAUGGGGGGGGAAAUUGCAACAAUAAUACACCAAAAAGAAUGCUACACUGAUAAUAUGAUUUAUCAUAAAAUGACAGAACAGUAGCAGCAGCAAAAAUAGUCACACUCAGAAUACUGGAAGUGUUUCUUAAAUAUUGCGUGUAACAGUUUCAAAGCUUUGUUAAGUUGUCUUUACAUUUCCUCACCCUUUAAAAACUUGCAGUUAUAAUCUGGCAUUUUUCCCUCGCUAGUUCUCAGUAGCAUACUAACAGCCCCCGCUCCCAGUCUGCUGCCGUUUAGAUUGUAAGCUAGUGGACAGACUUGAAUCUAUGCCUAGCUGCUGAGGCAGUAAACAAUGGUGAUGAAAGACAAAGGAUGUGGCCCCGGGUUUGUGUGCAGAUAACCCAGGUUGUGUCUGUUCGGCUUACAGCAAACCUCCCUCCCAGGCUUGCUUAGCUCACAUAGUGUCUGAGAGGUGAAAAAACCACUUUUGGAGAACGGACCCAGAUACAACAUGUAACAAAUAAGAACAAAUCGAAAGCCUGUUUUUAAAAAGUAUCCAGUAAAACCACUGCAUUGAACACGGAAGACGGAUCAAGCUCUUGCUGGCCUCAUUGGGAUGCCAAGGGGCAGGUGUUCUUGACCUUGCAGUUAGCCCUGUCAGAUGUGUUUGGAAUGCGCAACUUGCUCUAUAAUCUGAUGUCUAGAAAUUGAGUGAAUGGAGACCCUUGGAGCCAUUUUUUUGCUUCCUCCUGCCACAAGGAAUGUCAGAGAUAAAGUAAUUUAAAGUCAUUAAUUCAGGUUUGCAGAGGUUAAGCGGUUCGGAUUCUCCACAACAAAUCUCACCCCUUCUGGCCUUGCCAGACUCAGCUGAUUUAAUCCCCUCGUUUCCAUCAAAUAGUUUUAGAACCUGGUAUUGGGGGGGUAGGGAGAAUGGAUGUGAUUUCUUCCCCAAACUCAGGCCUCUUAAAGUUUCUGCUACAACCUGUCUUCAGAGUUGGUGGCCUCUGCAGCCAAGGAAAUGUUUCUGUUCCGGGGGAAAUUACAUUUCCAUGGCACUCAGAAUGCAGCUCCUUCCUUAGGAAAGGCAGAUCUCCACCUGUCAAAUAAAACUGUUGUGGCCUUGGUUGCUGUCUUAAGAAACAGCUAGGCUAGGCAGUCUUAUAGGUACAUGUUUGGAGAGUUACUCUUGUGUAGUGACUAAGGGUUGUAUCCAACCAAAUUCUACUCAGAGUAGGGCAUUGAAAUUAAAGGACCUAAGCUUAGUUGUAUGCAAUGGGCCUUCUCUGUGUAGGGCUAGCCUUGGAUACAACCCAAAGACUGAGCCCAGAAGUCACGGCUUCAAAUGUAACCUUUGCCAUGAACUCACUUGGUCCUUUUAGGCAAGCGCCACCACCACCAGCAGAUGCAGGCAUGCCACAUCUGCAAUAUGGGGGAAGAUAGUAUUGAUGUCACUUGUGGGGUUGCACAGAUUUCUGAGAAAAUGUAGAUGAAGCACUUUGAACAUUGGAAACUGCCUUAGACAGUAUGCAUAUGUAGCUCAGUAUUGUCUACACCAACUGGCAGCAGCUCUCCAGAGUUUCAGGCAGGGUUUUUUCCCCAGCCCUACCUGGAGAUCCCAAGGGUUAAACCUGGUACAUUCUGCAUGCAAAGCAGGUGCUCUGCCACUGAGUUAUGAUACUUUCCUCUUUAAAAUACUCUAAAAAGUGAGGCUUGUUAUCACAAGGGCAAAAACCCCAGUGCCUGUGAAUUGGCCUUGUGCUGCUGGCCUUAGAUUCACUUACAUUUAUACCCUACCUUCCUUCCAUGCUAGAACAUAGGGUGGUGCAUUUGGGGACAUGUGGCGGUUUCCCAUACAGGAACUGAUUGGAUCCAGACUGAUUGAGCUUCAGCAAAGCAACCUCAUGUUUGAAUGCACUCGUGUGCUCCCAUUAUUGUAAUUUGUGCCUGCUUUGCCAUUUAUGGCCUGAAAGACAAAAAAAAAGUUGCUGGUGUAAGAUGGAUUCUCAGGAAACUAAAGAACCUCAACUUACUGCUUGCAAUUCAUUUAUCUGGGUGCUGGCAUAUCCUGCACUGAGCAGUUGUCUCUCUUUGGAAUGGUGCUCCUUGUUUUGUUAUAUUAUCCUGGUACACUGUCAGUUCAGUGGACGUCAUGUUUUGUGUGGGCUCCCUACUAGGGUUGCCAGGGUCUCAUAUUGCGUGCAUUUGUUUUUACGAAGCUGGGCGCCAGGAGUGUAACUGGUAACUCUAAAUAAAACAAUAAAAGCUCUGUGCUUUUGUCUAGGAGGGAACGACACAGAAAGAGAGAGAAUGUUGCAGCGUGAAGAAAGGAAACAGAAAGCCCUUCCGAGCCUGCCUGUCUAUAGAGAAUUAAAAGCCCUCGAGCGUUUCCAGUUGCAUCUCUGAUUAAACGCCCCACAGUUGUUUGUUUGUUUGCUGGCUGUCCUGCUGCCAAAUAACCUCUAAAUGCUUGAUUCCUUCUCCCGCAGGUGGUGGAAAGGAGGAGGACGCCUGCUGAGAUCAGGGAGGAAUUUGAGCGUUUGCAGAGAGAGAGGGAAGAGAGGAGGCUUCAGCAGCGGACUAACCCCAAGGUAAAAGGCUAGAGUGCCCUCUUGGCCUGGAGGAAGUGUUCCUGAGAUAGCAGGUGCUGGGACUGUGUGUGUGUGUGUGUGUGUGUGUGUGUGUGUGUGUCUAGGUUGAUGUUGUGGUCAUAGUUAUGAUACUUCCUUAAUGGAGAAAUGCAUGAAAGGUGAGAUGAGGCUUCCAGAAGGGCACACACUUGGUCCUGGAGAAGCUCAACCAUCAUGAUGUGAAUGCUGCCUCCUGACUCUGCAACGCGGUCUUCAUAUUCCUCCCCAAGUAGCACCACAUGCCUGCUCUCUAGUAAGUGUCCAGAAGCAAAGGAAAACAACAGAAGGGAGGCUUGGGUGCACCAAGGUUUAAAUGUGAGUAAGCCAAUGCAUUUUUGGUUGGGAAUAAGGAUGAAGCAGUUAGGCCAAAAGAAAAAAGGUUAAGUUACAGACAACGUCUCAAGACUGUGAGAUGGGGAUCACACCAUGCAGUUAGGUGUUGAGGGGCGGAGGUCCAAGCAUAGGAGCCAGAACUGUAUGAAGAGGGGCAGAUCUGGAAGCAUAGAGGCCACAGUCAGGAAUGGUUGGGCAUUAAGGUUGGAGUACAGAAUUAUGCACGUGCAUUGAGAGCUUUUGAGUGAAACCUCACGGUUCUUGGAUCAGCAUUCUGCACUGCCUGCUGCUCUGCGGUAGCGUUGCAGCCCAGGAUGCCCCCCAAGUCGAGCUGGGAGGCGUCAAAGCAGGAGAAGUACCCAGCCGUGCCAGGUCACAGGAACCUUCCAGCAGCAACUCAAAAUUUCAAAACAAGUGCAGAAACUUUGGAAUCUCUCCAGAGGCACAGUGAGGGCCCGUUUUCGAAAUAACUUAAUCAUGCUCUCAGGCAAACAGCCGUCAUCGAUGAAGCUGCUCCCAGCUCAAGAACCAAUAAACCCAGGCACUUUCGUGUUUCAGGCUUGUGUAUUUUAAAGCUGUCAAAAUGUCAGCCAGAAGCAGCAAUGCAGGGUGACCCUUUCCCAGGUGUGCCAUGGAUUUGUGUAGGUGCAGUGUUGGUUUGUAAAACUCCUACUUACAGCCAUCUGCCAAUCUUCUCGCUCUUCCCUCUGCCCCAGGCCAAAUGCAGCCCCUAGUCACAUGCUGCAGAGCUGCGGUUGCAUCCCUUGGGCCAGUGCACCCAGUCUCUUGGCAUACUGGCUUAACUGGGUCUUGUAUGGCACCUAGCUUGGUGACGGAGGACCUGCUUUCUAUGCCAAAGGCCCCAAAUUCAUUCCCUAGCAUCUUCAGCAGAACACACCAGACCUCUGGAGGGCUGCUGCGAAUUAGAAUAGACAGUAGUGGAGUGUGUGGUACAGAGCUGGGGCUUGCAUCCCCAUCACCCCAGUCCUUGUGGUAUGUAGGGUCAUGGUUGGAACUACUGAGACAGCGGGGGGCAUGCAGCUUUUAGUUCAGGACUUCAAAGUUCAGUAGCAUGAGCUGGAUCGUGGCACGCAGCAGGCAUGAAGAAACUCCUAUGUUGGUCAAGGAAGAGCAGAGAGUCAGGCUCCCAGGCCCACAAUGGUUCACUGAGCCAGAUCUAUGUCCUUGUUUCAAGGCCCAGAUUCCUUGAUCUAGCCUCCCAGCUGUGUUCGCAAUUAGUUGCAGCAUCUAGGUGCACUAAUGUGUCUUGAAGCGCUCCAGCAUUAAGACUCAAAUCGGUGCCAAACAUCUCUAACCUUCUAAAGCCCCUGAGCUGAGCUUUACCUUGAGCCUCCUUGGAUCAAGAUGGCUACAGAUCAGUAACUGCCUGGCUUUUUAAACGAUUGUCACAUGUUUUGGACAGUGGCCUGGUGCAAAGAUUCCUGAGCUUUCUCAGGCGGGUGAAGUCAGUCUGGGCUGAUGAACACAGCAGCAUUUCCUCUCUUCAAAGUCUUCUCUCAAACUAUGGAAUGUAUUUUUAUAUUCAUAUUUGGUCGUAUCUUCAAGUCGGAGCAUUGUACAGCAUCCUAAAAGAUAGCAGUUGUAUAAAAUGCCAAAUAUAUUGCAGAUAUAAACACGCAGCUGAAAUAACACAACACCAAUGCGGAUUCCCUGCGGCUAAAAGCUUGCCCAAAUAAAAAGUGUCUUUCAGAUGUGGCUUUCCUUUCCUUUUCAUUAUCUGCCCCCCUCUUCCCCCCUGAACAGCUGGUGCUUUAUAUCCAUCAUUGUCGUAAGCGUUCUGCUCUUUUAUUUUUAUUUUUUUUAACUCCAGUUGUGGUGUGGUGAAUUGGUUAUGAACUUCGUACAUCGUUUUUGUGUACACUAAAAUGAUGUGUCGGGUUGUUUUCCCUAUUAGGUAUUUAAAAGCACUUCCAAACCUGCUCCAUUGUUGCUGUCCAAUAGAAGUUUCUAUGCCUUAUCUUAGCACCCAGAACUUGCAGAGCAAAGAGGCUGUCUGGAUUCUAGGGCAGCCUAAAGGCCAUUUCCUUUUGGGCCUAAGGAAUCCGACGUCAAAACUGACAGUAGGGUGGUCAGAUCUACCCUGGGUGUGGCUGAUGGAGGUGGGACCUUUGCAGAGGAAUUCUUGCCCUACUGCUUUUGACAACUUUUCUUCAUCCUUGGCUAAGCUGGAUAUGCUUGUUCUUUUAUCUCUAGCCCCACCCCUCUUGAGUGGUACAAAUCACAUGCAGGGAGCAUUUGUUUCUGGCUGAUAUGAAUGAGCACACCUUCUCCUCUGUAAAUAGAGUAAGACAGCACUCCUUGGUUGGGAGUUGGCAUCCUUGGAAAGGUACCCUGUCCUGGGGGAGCGGUCAUAGUUCAGUGGAAGGACACAUGCUUUGGAUGCAGAAGGGCUUGGGUUAGAUGGCUCUGGGUAGCAAGUCUGGUAAAGACUCCCACUGCCUGUGCCAUGUAGCAAAGCAACCAGUCAGAGGACCAUUGUAUUUGGGUAAACUGCAAGGCAACUGCUAGUAUUGGGAUCCGCACAUGGUUUCCCUUUUCCUGGAUGAUCCCCGCCCCAAAGAACCUGAAGUGCAUUUUUGCCAGUGUCACACAUGUGCCCUUUCCCCCCUGGCAUUCUGAACCAUGGAGCAGGAAGCUGCUGGCAGUGACUCUGUGAUUUUAGACACUGCAACAUAUCCUUGUUUCUUCUUUUCCUCCUUGUGCUCUCUCUCCCUUGGGUGUUGAAGAUGGGUUAAACAUUAUUUGAACAAACAAAAAGUAACCUGUGUACUAUUGACCCCAAAUUUUGGAUUUUGUGACCCACAUAAAUCACUCCACUUAAUUUUGCAUAUUGGUUUCUGCUAGUUUGUGUGCAGAAGCAAUGAAGUCUCGGCUGGAAUCCCUGGGGACCACCUUUGGCCUCUGCCCCACUGGCUUUUGAGGUUUUAGCAGGCAGUUCUCCCUUGUUUCCCAAGCUGUCUUUGCAAUUUCCUUUUCUUACGAUACAAGCUAAGAUUCCCAGGUAGCUGAAAACUCCUUACUUUCCCACAUUUAUCAUAUUCUUAAACUCUUACGUAGAACUGUAGAAGGGUGAAAGGCCCAAGGGCAUCUAAUUCACCAGGUGGUGUGCUCCGCAAGUGUCUGGUUUUAACUCUGCAACUAAAUAGAAGGCACCUUUGAUGGGCUGCACUAGUGUAUGAGUCCCAAACCAUGUUUUGGGGUCCAGGGUUUGUAGAGAGCAAACUUACUUGUCUCAGGUUCCAAGCAGUUCCAACAAAGAAACAGCUGAGCAUUUUGUUUCCCCACCCCACCCCGCUUCCUGACUCCAAAAAUAAAACAUAUCUCAAAAUACCUUUUGUCACCUAGCCCAGCAUGGGGUAGCUGCCCUUUCAUCUUCCUGUCUGACUCGUUGCACAGUUAAGAGGUGGAUAUGAUGGUGAGUUUUCUAGGUGCUGUUCCAACUAAGAACUUGCCAUGCUCUGCUUGUGUCAUGCUGGAGGUGGGCAAGGAGAGCCCAAGGAGCCAGUACACCUCUGACCCAAAGACAUUGCCCACCUCUGACUCAGAGCAGUCCAUCUCAGAAGGCUCCAUGCAACUAAAGUCUCCCCUCUCUACUGGAGUAAAUGACCACUGGAAGAGAGAGGCUGGUGCCCUUAGAGUACCUCUAAGUCAGGCAUCCCCAAACUCAGCCCUCCAGAUGUUUUGGGACUACAACUCCCAUCAUCACUAGCUAACAGGACCAGUGGUCAGGGAUGAUGGGAAUUAUAGCCCCAAAACAUCUGGAGGGCCGAAUUUGGGGGUGCCUGCUCUAAGUGAAGGAGGAACAAAGCUGCAAGUUGAGAAUUAACUGCACCUGAAGCUCUGCUCUCAUGCAGAACUCAAGGAGCUGUCCAGGGUACCUUUUGUCUUGCGUCUGCUGAGGUCAGCAUCAGAAGGCAAGCAAACAUUUAACCAAAGCAACGGUUCAAUUCAGCCAAACCAUGGUGCUUUGGGGGCAAGCCCCAUGAACAUGCCCUUCCCCUCCCCUCCCCUCCUCCUCUUGAGUGUUCAGCUUCUGCUGCUUUCUGGUACGAUCAGACUUAGCUGCACAUUCCACCUUCACCAGCGAGCAAAAUUUGUGCUUGCCUCCUGAGCAAGGCGGCCCAGCCAGCUUCAAACCACGGUUUGCAUUCUGGUUUGGAGGACAGUUUCAAAAAAUUGUUUCAGAUGUAGCAAGAAACUGUGGUUUGAUCAAACCAGGACGUAGUUAGUAGAAGUAGAUGAAGUCUCUGUGAACCAGAGGCUUGUCCUCUUAAGACCAAGCUAUAGUUUAGCUGAUGUGGGCAAAGCUGAUAUUGACCGUCAUCAGCCUGGUGCCUUCCAGAUGGUUUUCGACUGGGAAUCCCAUCAGUUGCCACCAGCAUGAUCGUGCUUCCAUCAGCCCCAAUGGCCUACCUCAGGGCCUCCAGACCUUCCUCAAGGCCCAGGUUUAAAUAUUUUUCCCCUUCCUGUGUCCACAGCACAGCAAUGGUAAUGAGAGGCUACUCGUUCUAAGAACACAAAGGUUUAUCUAUCGACAUCUCUCUUUCUUCCAAACAACUCUUUGUUCCCUGCUCGCUCCCCGGGGAUGCAAACCGUUUUACAGUAUAUAAUUUAAUUCUUUUCUUUUAUGGCAGCCUUUCUCUCUUCUGCUCCAACAGUGUUAUCGCUGGAAAAUUAAAUUAAAACUGUUAAGGGAGCAAUCCACCAGGCUCUGCCGAGGCGCGAGAACAAUUGAAAGGAACGCAGCCGCGGAACUGCCAAGCUGGGUGGAUUCCUCCCUUUUUCUUGCAUACAGGCUCCUUUGUGAAGUUGGGGUCAGGGGUCAGGAACCAGCCAUGUACAGGUCACAUGUGUGGCUUAAUACUGUGGUUUUAUUCUUGAUGUGGGUGCUGCUAUUUCACUGUUAUCUUAACUGUAUAAUGCGAUUUGUAAUAUUUAUUUAUUUUUAUUUUGUAAACUGCUUUGAGGCCACUUCUGACAAAAAAGCGGCAUAUAAGCAUGUUAAACAGUAAUCCUCAUAAUAUAUGGGUGUGACGUGUGUGUGUUUUUGCCUUUAGUACUACGCCUGGUUAUAAAUGCUCCAAAAUGGCAUAGUACCUUACCAACUAUUUAAUGGAGACUAACCACUUGUUGUUGUUGUUGUUGUUGUUGGUGGUGGUGGUGGUGGUGGUGGUUUUGAGGGGGAAGUGGUCCCAGUGCACUCUGCCAAAUACACCUCCUCUUGGGAUAUGGGAGUUGGCCGCCUGAGGCCGUGGAGAUGAGUGGAAGCUGAAAGACAAGAGUUUGUGUGAAGGAGAGAGGGCAGGAUGAAGCAGACAGGCAGGUGCAGAGAAGUCCCAGCUUCCUUACCUCAACCAAACUUUCUACUCGCUUUCCAUGUUUCUAAAUUACAUAUUAAAAUGGACAUGAGAGGUUGGGGGGGGUCUCUUGGAAGCAACUCCUUGUGUAUUAUCCCGCUUUGCCCGAGGUCAGUUGCCUCUCCUUCACACCUACUUUGAACCCAUUUCAUGGAGAUUUGCGGGUAGGGUGGGGUGGAUAGUAGGGCAUGCAUCCUAAGCUUGAGGUUUGAUGUUGGAAAGCUCUCACGGCCCUGGUGUUCUGUGCACAAAGGCAGAGACGUUAUCCUGUCCCUGCAUUCCCAUGGUGUGAGCCCUGUAUGUCUGCAAUGGCAACAAAGAGUUCAGUGCAUUGCCAAAAGGGACCCACCUUGGUCUGUUUUGUUUUUCUUUACAGCCCUGUGCACUCUUACCUGCUCCUGCUGUCUCUUGCAUGUGUCCAUAGAAUCACAUAAUUGUAAAGUUGAAAGGAUCCCAUAAGGAUCAUCUCGUUCACCCCAUGCAGCAGUUUACACAUACAUAGGGUCAUGGCACAUGAAAACCUAGAUGUUUUGUAAUUUCCAUUAUCCCUGGGACUGGGUCAUGGGACUUUGUGGGGAGAGGACAGUCCAGGGAAGGGGGUAGGUGAGCAAGUGAGGGGCAGCACUUGUCACCCUGGACUCCUUCCCCUUGACUUCAGGAGCCUGACAUUUCCAGUGAGGAGGCGGCUGCAUUUUGCCGCGGCUGUUGAGCGAUAAAGAGGAGAGCCGCAUUGUGAGCCGAAGCCUCUGCAUCCGGUGAUAAAAAUCAGCCAUCUGGGUGUUUACAGCAAUUGCUUAUUGGCAUUCUAUGGAAAUGUCUCUCCAGGCAGCGUCCUGUGGAAUUAGGUAGCACAGCUGUGAUCGUUUCAUACAAGAACGCGAGUUAUUUUAAAAUUUCCGACGGUUUAUUAGUUCUAUAAAAUGGGCUUCAAAUAAGUAAGCAUUUCUAACCAGAAAUAGGGAGCAAUAAGCAGAUGCGGGCAGCUUGGCAGGCUGCAAGUUGUCUGGUCGUGUGUUUUUCCUUUCUUUUUCUGCUGGCUUUUUCUUUCUCUGUUUCAAGACACUGCACCGGAGGGUUGGAGGAUGUCAGUGACCUGCUGUGAGUAGAAUGGUAAUUCCAGCAUAUGAGAGGAAGGGUACUUCUGCCUCCCUUUGCAGGAGCAGGAGCAUCACAGCCAACAUCUGAGAAGGCGGGGGGCUUGCAGGCUCUCCUGUGGUUUGUGCCUGUUCUCCUUUUGGCUUGAUGACUGUAGAUGGGGGUUUCCUACAGCAGUUUUCGUGGGCCACAGGUAGUAGCCAUGUGCAGAAGUGGCACAGCUUUGCCAAGGGAUGAGCUGAGGUGCCUUUGGAGGGUCAGGCUAUGGUGGAGGAAACUAGUCGUUUUUGCACUUAUUACUUUUACCAGGCAUAGGGCAGCUCCAUUUCAGCUGGUGAAAUACCUUGAUGCCACAGGAUCUUGCACCCCUCCCCACCCCAGUACAUGGAAAUAGGAGUGUGCCAGACGUAAACCUGGAGUCCUCCUGGUGCUGUUUGGACUACAAUUCCCAUCAACCCCAGCAAGUGGUAAGGGAUUAUAGUAGCUGGACUCCAGCAACAUCUGGAGAACACCAAAGACUGCUCUGGUGGGAAUCAUAGAAUUAGAGAGUUGGAAGAGACCCAAAGGGCCGUCUAGUCCAACCUCUUGCAAUUCAGGAAUGGGUUGGAGCCGAAAGUGGGUCAGAGCCAAAGCUGCAGGUCUCUUGUCCCUUAUCUCAGUUCAAAAUAUGGUGCUUGUGAAGCACUGGCCUGGCAGCUCUUUUUAUUAGAACAUGGCCUGAAGAUCUUUGAUGAUGCAGCAGAAGCAGUGUGGAAGCCCAGCCGUUCUGAGUUUCGUCAGCAUCUAAAUGGGGAGGCACCUGGGGACCUCCUGAGGCGUUCUCAGGUGGGAGGGGGAGCACAGCAUAAAUGAAGUGCAUGAGCAAAAGAAAAGCAAAACACUGUAAUUGUUAAAUAUCUGGGAUGGGUUGCAGAUCGCCUGCCAUGCCCUCAUGAUCAAGGGAUCGUGUGGCCACUUGUUUGAGUUUGUAGUUCAUUCGGCCUUCUUCAGUACAGAUGCUUCCAUGCCUGGCAUUUAAAAUGAGAAGAGGAGAGCAGCAACAGAGUACAUGAAUUCAGUUUCACGCUCUCUGGCCCCAUUUGCAUCAGUAGCUCAAAUGGUUUCUUCUUGAAAUGCCACAAAGUGGCUGAGGGUGUCAUCUGAGCAUUGGACUGUGUCCUCCUCCUUUUCCCUAGAGCGGCCGUUGCCGAAAAUCCCAUGAGGUUCUGAAAGCCUCUAACACUUGCACACAGCUCAUUGUGGUUGCACAGCUGUGAGCAUCUCCACUUGGCAAAAAGGCGCCUAUUGCAACCUUGUUUAUUUCCACUCCAUGCUUCUGUGAGCAGAGUUAUGCUCAGUGGUGUGCCGUCGGCAGCCCGUGUUAUAUUCUGGAUGCAAGCGCAGCCUCUCUCUCCUCCUCGUGUGCCAGGACCCAUCUUGGGUAACACCGCACAUUCUCAGUUUCAGGCUGGUGCAAAUGAAAGGGGAGUUGUGACGAGCAGAGCUAUAUUUCCCGAAAGAGAGAAUUCUAAAAUAAGAUUGCAGGGUGCACUCAGAAAGGUUGGCCUGGGGAUUCUGAAAGCACGUCUUCGACUGUCACCUCGAAGCGGCAGAAGAUUGCACAGUGACCUUGUUCUAUAUCGGUGUGAAAAAUAUGCCUUGACCUGCCUUUCUCAUAUCACCUUUGCCAUGAAUGGUGGAUUUAGUUUAGCAGAAAGAUGUUCUUCUCCUGAAUUAAGUUUCCCAGAGGCGCCUCUCUGGUGUUGCUUGCUGGCUGCGCUCCAUCAGGCUCUGUCCUGCAGAAAUUAAUUGCGUGUGCCUUUGCAUGCUUUUCAGCCUCUCUCUGGGUUGCAGCCGUGGGUUCUGUUCUGCUAGUUGAGGCAGGCUCCUUUUGCCGCUGGAUGACUCUCAACUGGAUGUGUGAACCGACUCUUGAAAAGCAGUGCUUUUGAAAUGGUAGGAGGCAAUGCAAGGCAGCUCAUUCUCUCAGGCAAGCCAUCAGUCCAUGUCCCCCCCCCCCAAUAAUUUGGCAGUCAUCAAAUGAUCAACAUGCAUGUGUGAAAUUGCCUUUAGCCAUGUGUAUUUUGGGCAAUAAAGAGGGGCGUGAUCCUUGGGGACCAGUUGUGAUCCAAGGGCCAUGGCUCAGGAGCAGAGCACAAGGUUUUGCAUACAGAAGGUCCCAAAUUCAAUCCCUGGCUUCUCCAGGAAGGGCUGGGAGGGACUCCUGCCUGAACCCCUGGAGAACAGCUAGCAGUCAGUAUAGAUCAGGGGUGGCCAGAAGAUGGAUCAGGGUCUACUGGUGGAUAUCUGGGUGCUGUGAAGUAAAUCAGCAAGGAUUUCUGAUUCUCAGUUGUUCAGCAAUACCAACAAAACUGACUUCAGGAAACUCUAACAAAAGAAAAUAAAAAAGGGGGGGCAGUUUCCAGGAGAGGAAAACCUGUGAGCUCUGUUCAGUUUUGGAGCCCAAAAUAAAUUCUUGGGCUCUGAAAGAUGUUUAUCUUUUGUACCAGGUGAAACAUACUAGAUCUUGCAAGCCUGAUGUCUACAAUAGACAAUGCUGAUCCAUAGAAUCAUAGAGUUGGAAGGAACUCGAGGAUUAUCUAGCCCAACCCCUGUAAUGCAGGAAUAUGCAGUCAUCCCAUACAGGGAUUGAACCUGAAACCUUGGUGUUUUCAGCAGCAUGCUCUAACCAACUGAGCUAUCCAGGUGGGCCAGUGGUCUAACUCAGUGUAAGGCAACAUCCUAAGUUCCUAUGCAUUGUAUUGUCCCAAGACCUGUUGACUGGUCAUUCUGAAGGGUGACAGAAUGUGACAGCAUCCUAUGUUCCAAACUGGUUCCUCCUUGUAUAAGUAGAUAUUGGGCUGGAACACAGGUUAAGCCCCCAUUGGAAUCAGUGGUACAAGUUAGUCAUUGGGAUAUGACUUUGCUUCCUGGGUUUAGCUUAUUCCAGGAGUCCCCCAAGCUCCCCCCUGCUCUUGCCUCCCACAAACCUCCUCCUGAACAUCGCCAGGCAUCUUGGCAGUCCACUUAAUGUCUCUUCUGCAUGCUGCAUUGAUUGCAAUGUGCUGUGCUAGAUGCUGUACAGUAUUUAAGUGUAUUUUUAUUUCUUCUUUUGUUUAUUACACGUUGCAUUUUAUUGUAUUCCAUAGAAUUCACAUGGUAGCACAAUAAAAUGCAUUGUAAGAAAUAAAAGAAGCAAUGAAAAUACAGUUAAAAAUCAAUAUGGAUAUUUAAUGUGAUGAAUGUGGCACCACCUGUCUUCACCCCACACAUCCACAGACAUGCCACAGGCCACUUGAAUGGACCCCUUGGUGAUUCACGAACCACAAACCCUUGCCUAUUCUGACAAUAUUUCACCUGUGAAAAUACCUAAUUUUGCUUUUAAUUUAGACCAUAUGGCUAAACCUGGUGUGGAGUUGCUGUAGCCUAAGCUUAGGGUCCUCCAAUUUCAUCACUCUGCUCAUAAUUACCCUGCUCUUGGCCCUUGAGGAAUAAUGUGUUUAAUUUAGGGCUGCUUUCUUUCUGCUUUGAUUUUUCCUCCACCAACCCAGCCACUGCUGCCGCUGCCGCCUCUCUCCAGCAUGUCUCCGCUGUAUGUCUGUGACCUUGGAGCAAGGACUGUCCCCCUCUCUGCCUGUGUUUCAGCCCUAGCUGUCUGGUUCUUUCUCGACUUUCCUCCACUAUUAGCCUGGUCUGUGGCCUUCCACUUUAUCCCCAACCAGGGCUUGUCUGGGUUGCUUGACUGUCGUCUUGUAUUCUACAGAGGGAGAGAAAACACAUAGAAACCAGUUGUUUCAUGUUUGAAGUCUGUGUUCUUUGUAAAAAGGUUUGUUUUUUAAAGAAAUUGUCAUUAGAACAAAACUUCUGAAAACUAUAGCAAGCAGUCUUAUUUGAAAAUAUUUACUGUUCGGUUUUUCGAUGGGUGGUAUGCUGAUCACAGUAAAGACCUUAUCUUUGGGUUAUGAUCUCAAAGCCUGUGUCUCUUGAAAAUGCCUUUGAUGGCCAUGGGGUGUGCUUUCUGGCUUUCUUGAGGCUGGGGAAGUGUAGAGCCCAUGGCUGCCAGCACACCUGAAGAGAGAUCAUUCACCAAGCCAAAUGGCAAGAUGCCCACCUUUCUCCCGACUACCCCAGACCUGCUGCGCUGGACAACUUUAUACUUUGGAAGUCAGUAUUUCUAAUGUGCUAAAGGCAGCCUCUUUGCUGUAGUGCAUGUAUUCCAAUUGAACUGUUGUUUAGCUUGAGGGAUUGUCCAGGGCAUGAGAAGCCCAUUUACUGCAUACAUUACAUUGCUUGAAAGUAUCUGGGCGUCUUCCCCCUUCAGGACAGAAAGGACGCCUCGCCAUUUGCCACCCUGGAACGAUCUCCUUCCUUUGGUGUAAUAAAUUGCUUUACUUGCUUACGAAGGUUGUAGUUCUUGUGCUGGCAUUUUUCAGUCUCCAGCAACCCGUAAAACGAGACGCCGGUUCCAAGUCUUUCUGGAGUCCUUUAGGUUCUGAACCAGAGGGAUUCUGAAUCCUGUGUGCAUGUACUCAUGGUGCAAGAGAUAGGUUAAAGGAAAUGCAUCUCAAAACAGCGGUGUGAGCCUCUUGUUUGGCACUCUGGUUACCUGGGUUUUUUUUUUAUAUAGCUCCAGGUAACUAUACCUGCACUUGUCUUGCUUCAGGUUGGCACUUCAGUGUUCCAUAGAGAGUUAAUGUAUUCUGCAGGAGCUAUGCCAGGCUAGUUAUAUUUCAUGGUUUGUUUUCCCAUUGCUGGUCCAUAAUCACCUCACCGCUACUCCCUGUCUCAUCCCCCCUCGUUUAUUCCCCAACCCCCAGUUUGGGAUUUAAGUUUGCUCUAUUUGGAGUGGCUAGCAAGAGCCAGCCCCCCCCCCCCCGGCAUCUCAUACAGUGACAGGAGGUGUGUUCUCAUCUUCCGGGUGCUAUAUUUAACCACCUACCAUCUGCUAUUCUGACCCCCACCCACCAAUUCCUUCCAUUUAAGCCAGAUUCCCUCGCCAGUGCGGCAUGGGCUCUGACACGUGACCUCACUAUCUGCACCUCCCUUAGACGGGCUUGCCCGGCCUGUAGCUGGCAAAAGGCAUCCUUGUGGAGAAAGGCAAGCAAAUAAAGCAGGGCUUAAAAAACAGCCUGCCACCUACUUGUCCCAGAGGAGCUGGUAGAAUAAGACUUUUUAUGCUUUCGUUCAGAUUUGUAGGUGAAGGUUGUUCAGUCCUAGAGGAUUUGUGCUGUUUCUCUGAGGAGCAACAAGCAGCCAUCUAUUGCACCCACAAAUGCUGGGCAAAAAGCAGCCACCCUCCUUGGUGGUCUUUGAACAUAGUCAAACAGUGUGAGGUCGAGCUUGGGUUAAAACAAAUAAUAAUCUGUGUUAACUCUGCAAAGUCAAAGCCAUGUUGGACAAUUUUUUGGCCAAUGAGAGAUUAAUGAGAUAUCUAAUAUACCCAUACAGAUUAUCUGGGUGUGCAGGGAAACAGUAGUGUGUUUAUUAUUAUUAUUAUUAUUAGCCUCCAAAUCAAAGAAACACAACUGGAGAGAAAUACUCAAUUAAAAACACGCUUGGUUUGAACCCUGGCUUCUGUGGAUUGAAAUUAGCACUGCCUCGCUACUGACUCCACUGCUGGAGGUAUUGCGGAAUAUCUAUGAACAUUCCUGCUGCUCAGACACUUAAACUGUGCCAGCACCCAAGGCCAUGGGAAGGCUUGAUAAUAGCCAUUUCCCAGGAAGCCUGCAGUGAGUGAGAAUUGGUUCCAGAAGACCAAGCAUGGAGAUUUUUUAAUCAUUUGGGGAGGGAGCUGGUUCUUUUUUUCAUUUCAGACCAACUUGUGGACGUAUCUGUGGGUCUUUUCUCUCGUCUGGGUUGGAAAAAGAGCUGUGGGAAUGGGUGGGUGAAGCAGGUCUUCCUCCGAGAAAAAAAGCCCAACCCUUCUGGUUGGUUUGUUUUUAAGAAAAAAAAGAAAAGGGAUUUAAUGUAAUUGUGUGUUUGUGAGGGAGAGAGAGAGAGAAAGAGGCCUUUCCUGCAUAAACAGGGCUUGCAGCUGAUCUUAUUUAUUAUGCUUAUAUCUUAGGUUUCCUCCAAGGACAGUACCUGCUUUUUAUCCUCACAAUAGUCCUUUGUGGUAGGUUAGGCUGAGAGAUUGCCCAAGGUCGCCCAGAGAGCUUCAUGCCUGAGUGGGGAUUUUGAACCUGGGACUCCACACUAGUCACUAUACCACACUGAUUUGUGAUAUUAUUAUUAUUAUUAUUAUUAUUAUUAUUAUUAUUAUUAUUACAUUUAUAUCCCAUCUUUCCUCCAAGGAAGUUCAAGGUGGCGUACCCAAUUCCCCCUCUCCUCAUUUCAUCCUCAAAACAGCCCCGUGAGGUAGGUUAGGCUGAGAGAGUUAGCCCAGGGUCAAUGAGCAAGCUUCGUGGCAGAAUGGGGAUUUGAACCCCAGUCUCCCAAGUCCUAGUCCAGCACUCUAGCCACUACACCACACUGGUUCUCUUUUUAAAAAAUAACCUGUGUCUCUUAUUUGGAAUAAUUUGCACCACAGGCACCAGGUGUGAAUGGAAGGUCCAGCCUAGCUGGAUAAGGACAAGGUGAGAGAGGAAUUUCUGCUGAAGAUCACAAAGAAAUGUAGUUUGGGGUUUGUUUGGUUUUUUGCAAGUUGUAAGGUUGACUCAACCUUGCGGAGGUGUCUAUAGCCCACUAAGACUCAUUAAAAUCAGAGAGAAGAAGGAGCAUGUAGAUUGCAAAUUUUAAAGCAAUUUGCUUCCACCCAUGCAAAUGAGUGUGGAGUGAAGUUACUUAUUUAUUUGAAGCAUUUUUUGCCUUGCUCUUCGGCCCCUGUUCCUGCAAGAAAAGGGCUUCCAGAGGAGCGUGAAAGUAUCAACAACAAGAUGGUCUCAGUCCUGCGACUUUUCAAAGUGAUGAAUUUGCUCGACCACAGAAGAGAUUUCUGAGUUCUCCUUUUAUCCCUUUCCUCCCUUUGUGGCAAGAAAUAAAGCAUUUAUAGUGAAUUACUUUCUGAAGGCUCAGGUUUACACACACACAAACACACCCCACUCCAUAGGGGAGCUUUCUUGAGCAAGCGGGCUGGGGGUGGGGGGAAGCAAAUCAGGAUCUGAGCUCCGCCAGCCGUCUGAGUAUAUAGUGGCCUGAAUAGCGGACAGGACUGACUGAGGCAGCGAAAAACAUGUCUCGUUUGGCAAGCGCCAGGGCUUAAUUUAUGGCAUCUCACUUUGUGUUCUCCCUCUGCAGGGACUGCAGCUUUCAGCCUUCAUUCCCAAUCAGCAGCCAAGAGCGUUUCUGCUUGCUCAUUACUGGAGUUUGGGGUGGGGUGCUUCCUGGUUUGGUUCUCCCUCCCCCAUUUAAAUAUCACCAGAGCAUCUUCAGCUGAAGGGGAAAGUGGCUCACAUACCCCUCGCAAAGUCACUCUGGGUAGAAUUGGCCAGUUUUGCUGGGGGCUGGUGCCAAGGAGAGCUGAAUUCCGUUCAAUUCAAUUAUUUUUGCAUAAGCAUCUCUUAUCUCAUAUCAUUUAUUCUGCCUUGCCACUUGUGGGGAGAGGGGCAGGGAGCAGUCCACACAAGGCAGAAAAGCACCAUUGCCUCCAACUAUUUGACCAUCACAAUCUAUUCCUUCUGGUGUUUCUUUACAGCUUUGUUUAACUUGGAUACUUGCUUAGUUUAAAAAAGAACAGCAAGUGAAACCCGGGCUGAGACUCUCGGGGAGCUGGAUGCGGCUGUGAGAUUAUGUGCUCCCAUAGGAUUAUGAUGUGCGAUCAAGAGAUGGCUGGCAUCUUUCUCCUCCGCAGAGGAGCACAGUGGGAAAGCCACUAGACCUGCUAAAAAAGAGUGAUCUCUCUUAUCCCUAGAUCAGUUGCUCUCCAACAAACAUCUGUUUAACUCCCAUCAAGUGUCUUUGGCACCCAAGAGGAGGUUUCGGGCUCAGUGGUCUCCUAGCUCCUCCUUUCCUCUUCAGUUGCUUCUCAGAGGCAUGGAUUUGGGAGCGCCACUCUGGCACACUUCCAAGGAGCAACGUAGUGAAUAAAAUGUUGGCACAUCUUAGGUUUUUUUCCAGCACAAAACAGCACCCUGUUAGAGGUGGACAUUCCUAAGCAGUGGGGAAAAGUUAUUAUUUAUUCAAUUGAUAUACCGCCUUUUGUCAAAAGAUCCCAGGGUGGUGAACAACAUUUAAGAACACAUUUUACAGAGCACAAUAAUGAAAACAUAAUAAAUAGCAUAAUAAUAGACAGCAUGAUAAUAAAAUAACUGUAGUAGCAGCACCCCCACCUUUAACAGGCCAUGGAAUAUUUAAUGGCCAAAGGCCUGGGUAAAGAAGAAUGUUUUUGCCUGGCACCUGAAGACAUUUAAUGAUGGUGCCAAGUGAGCCUCUCUGGGGACAUUCCACAGAUGGGGAGCCACCACAGAAAAGGCCAGUUCUCUUGUUGCAGCCUUCCGAACCUUUCUGGGAGGGAGGACAUAGAGAAGGGCCUUGGGCACCAAGCGCAGGGUCUGGGUCGGUUUGUAUGGGAGAGGCAGACCUUAAGGUGUUAAGGUUCUGAGACAGAUGUCCCUGAUGUCUUUAGAUAGCUUUGGUCAGGUCUGGACUUGAAACUGCAAAAAUGCUUUGAUAGGGUCCUACUACCCUUUCUGUACAGUGGCUGGUUGGGUUGGAGGUGCCAUUAACACAGGCUCCCCUUCUGUCCCAGAACAAUUUGGUACCACCAGUAAAACUCGGUUGCCUCAUUGCUCCCCCCAGCCUUGUCUUCCUUCUCUUGCCCCUCUUUCAGUUUUGCACUGUGUCUCUUAGAUUGUAGGCCAGGCUUCCUCAACCUCGGCCCUCCAGAUGUUUUGAGACUACCAUUCCCAUUAUACCUGACCACUGGUCCUGCUAGCUAGGGAUCAUGGGAGUUGUAGGCCAAAAACAUCUGGAGGGCCGAGGUUGAGGGAGCCUGUUGUAGGCCUGCUAGUGGAGACUGUUAUGUCUUCAUUUUUUGCACAGCGCUUACUAAGAGCUGUAAAAAUGCAUCACUUCAUAAAAUGAUUUUCAGGGCUGAAAAGCCAAAUGGACUCCCAAGUUCAUGCGAACAGACCCACCCAUCAUAAAGAUCAGCCCUUCCUGUUCCAAGUGGUUCUGUUUGCCUCUUGUUGACAUCUUCCAUUUUGUACUGCAGUAUUUCUGCAGGUGGUGGUUGGCAUGGUAGGGGAGAAGAGCCUUAAGGCGGAUUUUGUUUUAUUUUUGGUCUCUCGAGGGUCAGAUGCAAAUCAGUCUUCCCUUGCACGCAUUCUGACAGUGGUGCCAUGUGCAGGGUUUAAUUUUAUACAGGCCUUGCCUACAUCCUGAGGUCCUAAUUGACGCUUUGAUUGCCCGCCAGCAUUAGGGGUGCAGCUGCACAAAUUAGCCAUCUCUGAGCCUUUCUGGAUUCCCCCUAGAUAUCUAAGUGAGCAGGUCUUUCUGAGAUGUUUAAAAAUGGGAUGGAGGAACAGGGUUUGUCUCUUAAUCUGCACAGGCCACUCUCUGAAAUAGAUGGUGGUACAAGAACAUGCAGCUUGUGCAUUCAUAAUAGUGAACAACAUUUGCACUUUCCUAUGCAGUAUAGAGCCAUCAGUUCUAGAGCAAGGAGGCAAGACUUUCUUGCUUGGAGUUUACAGGCUGAAUUUGGCAGAGAAGAUAGGGGUGGGCACAUAGUUAGACUAUGGAACUCACUGCCACAGGAGUCAAUAACAGCCACUAGCUGGGAUGCCUUGGAAAGAGGGUUGGAUGAAUACUUAAGGCUAUCAGUGGCAACUGGCUGUGACGGCUAUGCCGUACCUCCACAUCUGGAAGCAGUAAUGUUUCUGAAUGCCAGUUGCUGGAAGCCACAGGAGGAGACAGGGUUUCUCAUAGGGGCAUCUGAUUGGCCACUGUGACAACAGGAUGCUGGACUUGGUUGGGCCACCAGCCUGAUCAAGCAAGCUUCCCUUACAUGGGGUGAACAAAUGCAGGGAUGACCAUUUGAAGGUGCUUAAAACUGGCCCAUGUCUUUCAGCGUUAAAGUCUCUGGUAACGAACUAAGGUUUUCCCCAACAAGGGAUAGGGAUGAAUGUAAGGAACUGCAGCUGUGAGUGAGCAUUGGUAGGUUAAGCCAAAGAUAGGAGCAAUGGACUUGUAAUCUGGUGAACCGGGUUUGAUUCCCCGCUCCUCCACAUGCAGCUGCUGGGUGACCUUCGGCUAGUCACACUUCUCUGAAGUCUCUCAGCCUCACUCACCUCACAGAGUGUUUGUUGUUGGGGAGGAAGGGAAAGGAGAUUGUUAGCCGCUUUGAGACUUCUUAGGGUAGUGAUAAAGCGGGAUAUCAAAUUCAAACCCUUCUUCCUCUUCUAGGGGGGUGGGUUUUCAGAAGGGCUUGCGAAGGAAAUGGCAGAGCAAAGGUUUUUCUUGCUGUUCCAGGCAGAAGAAGACUGGGCGCUGAAGAGAGCAAGGCACUGAAACAGCUGAGCACAAUGCCAUUUAACACCAAGGGCUUGUUUCUUUGUUUCUCCAGGGGACAAUUAGCGUUGGAAUAGACGCCACUGACCUCUUUGAUCGGUACGAUGAGGAGUACGAAGAAGUGCCAGGGAGCAGCUUUCCCCAUGUUGAAAUUAACAAAAUGCACAUAUCGCAGUCCAUUGAGGUAAAGUACGUGUGUGUGUGUGUGUGUGUGUGUGUGUGUGUGUGUGUGAGAGAGAGAGAGAGAGAGAGAAAUUAAAAAGGGUUUCUCUGUUAAUGAGGCACCUCAGCACAGAGCAACGGGAAAUGAAAUCUGGCUCAGGGAUGCAAUUAUCUGUUUCGAAAUGGCACUGGAGGAAGUGGGGAAGGGAAGGUUCACUUGCGGCUGAGCCCAUGUGCUGUCAGAGUCUCUCAUGCGCUCAAGUGCUGUGCUCGGGCACCCCAUUUGUAUGCCACACACCUCCCAUCUCUGGAAGCAGAGAGACUUCACAGGCUCUGCGUGUGUUGCUCAAAAGCUGUUUCCCAGGCAGAGGGUGUUAGUAGUAGUAAAAAAAAGGUAUGGUAAAGGACCCCUGGAUGGUUAAGUCCAGUCAAAGGUGACUAUGGGGUGUGGCGCUUAUCUCACAUUUCAGGCUGAGGGAGCCAAUGUUUGUCCACAGACAGCUUUCGUGGCCAGCUGACUAAACUGCUUCGGGCGCAACAGAACACCGGGACGGAAACCAAAGCGCACAGAAACGCUGUUUACCUUUCCGCCACAGCAGUACCUAUUUAUCUACUUGCACUGGUAUUGCUUUUGAACAGCUAGGUUGACAGAAGCUGGGACAGAGCAACGGGAGCUCACCCCAUCACACGGUUUCGAAUCGCCGACCUUCUGAACGGCAAGCCCAAGAGGCUCAGUGGUUUAGACCACAGCGCCACCUGCGUCCCGCUGUUAGUAGUAGUGGGGAAGCCCAAAGACUCUUCUCUGCUUCUUCUGCACACUUGGUCAGCAUCCCCUGCCCACUGUUAGUUGAGCUGCAAUAUGAUGGAGCAUUCCGGGACACGCCAAGGACAGCAAGCGGCGGAGGGGCAUUCAUAAAACUAGUCAACAGUGCACCUUCUGAGAGGGGUCAAAUGCCAGGAGGCUGAGUGUAAAGAAAGCAUACAGUGGACUUAUUCAGUGGUUUGGUUGAAUCAUCACACCUCGAGUCUUGUCUAAGUGUGUAUCUGCAGCAGAUGAUUGCCCUCAAAUUCACCGGUUAAUCUGAUUCCACGUCUUGGGCAUGUAUGUCCACCCCUCCUACAUGCAGAGAGCAUCCGUGCAGCACACAUUCUACCCACGUAGAUGAGGCCACACAGUGUUGGGGCAUAGAGUGUAUUUCUCACUGUGGCCAACCAAAUGCCUGCAGGGAACCUGCAAGCAGGAACCAAGGGCAAUAACAUUCUCCUGUCCUGUGGUUUCCAACAACUGGUAUUCAGAAGCAUUGCUGCCUCUUAAGUGUGGAGGCGGAGCACAGCUGUCAUGGCUUGCCAUCAGUAGCUUUCCCCUCCAUGAACUUGUCUCCUGUGUGCAGAGAGCAUCAGUGCACACAGAGUUAUGUUACUCUCUCCCUGUACCCACUCAGGUGAGGCCACCUGAUGUUGAGACAGCAUCUUAAGCAUUCAUUUAUAUGGGAGACUGUAAAGGGGUGCCAUCCAGGUGGGUCUGCUUUUGGUGACACCUGCCACUGAGAGUCAGGCUUGCUGUAGAUUGUGCAGGACUUCUAUGAGCUGCAACAAGACAGCUGCCCAGUGGCGUAGCGUGGGGGGUGCAGGGGGGGCCGGCCGCACCGGGCGCAACAUCUGGGGGUUAGGGGGCGCAAAUCCACGGGUUAGGGGGCGCAAAUCUACGGGUUAGGGGGCGCAAAUUACUUGCCUUGCCCCGGGUGCUGACAACCCAUGCUACGCCACUGCAGCUGCCUUUCUCUUGCAGGCUCCACUGACGGCCACAGACACUGCGAUAUUGUCGGGAAACCUCUCAACGCAGAACGGGAAUGGAGGCGGCUCUGUGAACUUGGCUCUGAGGCGUGUGACGUCUGCCAAAGGCUGGGGAGAGGUAAGAGGACUCGUUUCUCCCAGUUUUCACCCUGUUUCUUGCUGUGUUUUGAGCCUUCCGGGCGGCUGCUGCUGCACCUCUAUCUUUGCCUUCCUUGUUGGUGGGAGGUCAGUGAUUUUCCUGUUUUAGGGCACCCAGAGCUUCCUUUUUUCCCCACUUUCUCGAAGUUGAGUGAUGUCACUGUGCUGGACUAGGCUACCAUGUAGACUUGCACAGUUAAUUUCCUGCUGGGAGCACUGCCGUGUUCCAGGAGAGGAAGCACCACCUACCUCCUCUCCCUGGCCAUGCACUCCAGUGCCUAUCCAUGCAUCCGAGUAGCUCCCAUAGAGGAAUAGUUAAAGGCAGCUUAUACCAGUGAAGGGCUGUGGGCAGCUCACGACAUUGAGCUCUCUGACCAACCUCAGAGCUUAACUGAGUCACGCUGAUCUCACCUCUGUAGCUCUUGCUUCCUAAUGCUUGUCCGUCUUCUUUUUGUGCAGAUAGAGUUCGGAGCUGGAGACCUCCAGGGGCCUUUGUUUGGCCUGAAGGUGUUUCGGAAUCUUACACAAAGAUGGUAAGACUUAGAAAGGGGUGGAGGACAACCUCCCACUCCUAGAAGGAACAGGACUGAUUUGUGAUGUUAUUAUUUUUAUCUUAUUUAUAUCCCACCCAUCUGGCUGGGUUUCCCCAGCCACUUGGGGCAGCUUACAGCAUAUAUAAAAAUACAACCGAACAUCAAACCUUAAAAAACAGAAUAUGCAACCAGUUCUUCAUCACUAUCUCUAUGUGUCUCUUGCAUCUAUAGGCAACCAGCCAGCAUACACAGUGGCACUGAUAUUAACCACCCACAGUGCCAUUCAGAGUCUGAAACCAGUAGGAAGCCAGUUUUCCAUCUUAUGGUUACCUUUUCUUUCAGGGCCCUGGUGUCUCUCAGAAAAUACAUGGCAGGCUGAAAUGUAAAUAAUGUCACCAUGCCAAACCUAUGGAUUCAGAGAUGUAGAAUCGUUUGCUGUACAGUGGUACCUCGGGUUAAGAACUUAAUUCUUUCUGGAGGUCCAUUCUUAACCUGAAACUGUUCUUAACCUGAAGCACCGCUUUAGCUAAUGGGGCCUCCCACUGCCGCUGCUCCGCUGCUGCGCGAUUUCUGUUCUCAUCCUGAAGCAAAGUUCUUAACCCGAGGUACUAUUUCUGGGUUAGCAGAGUCUGUAACCCGAGGUACCACUGUAUUAAGUUCUUUCUUAUGAAAGAGGCCCAUGGUGGAUCCAAGGUCCAUCUAGCAUCUCCAUAUGAAAGUGCUUUUCAGCCGAUGUGGCAAAGUAUAGUCUUGAAACAGGAGCAGGUGCCUGCAAAGUGUCCCUGGCCUUCCAGUGAGACAGACAGCUGCCUCUCGUAGGCCCUACAGUUUGGAAAGGGCAGGAAAGAGGAUCAAGUGUCUCUCCCUCUUCUUUCAUUCUCUCUUUCUCAAAAGGACAAGUCAAUAUUAGUAGGGAAACCUCCCCCACCCCCCAGCUGCAUGGACUCUCCCCAAGCACAAAUUGAACUUGGGAGAGACAGCAGGGGUCACCCAGCCCCAGCCCCAUUUCCUCUGCCAGGUGUAAGGGUUCUACUCUGGCAGCCCCUGGGAGUUAGCACCAUCUACCAAAGAGAGGGAUCCCUGAAUUUCUUGCCCACAUGUAUUCCUCUGUAUUUCUGUUCCGGCUGGAUUUUCCUUGACCCUCCAGUUGUCAUUUUGUUUGUUAGAGGUGAGAGAGGGGGAAAUGCAAAAAGAAGGGAGUGUAGUAUGGGAAAGAGAAAAGCUUACACAGGAAGUUUAAAAUAUUCAAAGUGGGUUGCAGGUUAGGACUAAACUUGGUUCGAUGGCUCUGCUCUGCCUCCACGGUUGGAGGCAAUAAAUGCUUCUGAAUGCCAGUUGCUGGAAACGGCGGGAGGGGAGAGUGUGCUUGCCCUUGAAUCCUGCUUGUCCAUCGUCAAGAGCCUCUUCUUUACUGGGGUGCAAUAUCCCUCUGUGGCCAGAAGAUGGCCUUAGCUCAAAUCUUUCCAAAAGGAAAUAUUGGAAAAGUUGCCGCUUUUGACAGCUUCCAGUUCAGUUCCUAGUGGGCAGCAAGGGCAGGCCCAGCUAUCGCACUGAUCCAAAGCUGCCCAGUGCUGUCAUCAUUGAUGGGCAGCAGCUGUCUGGGGUCUUUGGCCUGGAGCUGCCCCUGUUAUAAGAAAAUACCUCUUAAUUCCCUUAUGGGGCAUCUAGAGCCCAUAGAGAGUCCCUCAGGAGAUCUCUAUUGGUCAGAGAGAAAGCAGAGGCCAACCAGAGUAUAUUGAAAGCAAAGUCGGCUAGUAAGCCUGAUCUUUAUUAAAGGAAAUAAACUGUUACAACAAGGUCCCCACUCACCACAUGCAGGAGGGAGGAGAACCCUAAACAAUGGUGUACAAGCCCCUGUAAAGACUUCUCAAAGCCUCUUGAAAGCCCAAGACCACCCUCCUAAACAUCAUACAUACAUCACAGAAGGAGGCAGUCUCCAGCAGAAAUUUGAGUGUGUUGCUUCACUCCUGUCUGCCAGGAUACCUGAUAAUACCUUACUUGAUUGCAUUUUCUGAGUAGCCUGGCCAUUCCUUUGAGAUGGUAAAUACUUUAGUUCCUUUAUCUCUUACAAAUAUUGAAUCCUGAAUUUCUUACAAAUAUAGUUUGCUCAGCCUAACGGAUACUUGCCAGACUGUAUUUUCAGGGAGGUGUAAGCCCCUACAGUCCAAAGACAAUUGGAAAGCUUUUCCCAUUUCCUUCCUUCUUGCAGAGAAAUAUUUGAGGUCAAUUUGGGAGAGUCAAAAUGGCUUCACGAUUGCUCUUCUGUACUAUUUCAGACACAUGGUUUAUAUACUUAAGUAUGCGUGUUUGCCUUGUACAUUUAUGAACAUUUAUUCUAUAUCUGAGACCUUAGAAGUCUUAUAACACCAGGGACUGGCCUGCAACACCUGUGCUCUGCCACAGACCAGUGGCCAGCUAAUAACUGACUCCACGCAUUUCCUAGAUCUACAAGUGUCAGCAGAGAUGACGGUACAUGCCUGGGCUAGCAGCAGUAAGGCCAGUGCAAUCAACACGGGGGCCAGUAACUGCUGCUCGUUCCUGUUUCAUUCCUGGCAUCUGUUGUGUGGGCAUGCAGCAGUUGGAAUGGAUAGGGCCCAGUCUCCCUGUGGGUUGACUCUGGCAGAGCCAACCGAGACCCUUGAGCUGGCCCCUGUGUCAAUUUGUCCUUGGCAUAGCAUGCAGCUGACUCCAUUCUUCAGGCCCAGCACAUUUCCUAGAGGGCAGAGGCAGAGAGUGUGCUGUAGGCUGGCGUUUUGCCCCUGAAGAGAACAGGGCAGCUUGGUUUGGUGUGUGGGGAUCUAUGUACACAUCAGAGCAUGACGGAGCUUUGAGCAGCUUCCAGAAUCCCAAGCUGAUAAUCCUCCUCUUCUCCUUUCCCAACUCCCAAGAGAUGUUGCUGGAGGAGGAGGAGGCGUGCAUGUCCAUCUGUAAGUCGGAGGCUCUAAUUGAAGCUGGGAGAACUUGUCUGCUGCACACCUCAAGCUCUCCUGGCCUUAAAAAGGGAAUGGAUGUGGCUGUAGCUAGGGAGCAGGGUGUAGCUGGGGAGAGAGGCUCCUCGUGAGCAGCAGUUGCCUAAACAGGAGAGGGAAAACCUUUCAGUUUCACUGAGAGGAUUUUCCUUCUAAGCCUCUUCCUGCCAUCCCCUUGUUCGCAGCUUUGUCACGACAAACUGUGCACUGCAGUUCUCCUCCCGAGGGAUCCGCCCGGGCCUUACGACCGUCCUGGCAAGGAACCUGGACAAGAACACCAUGGGCUACUUGCAGUGGCGCUGGGGCAUUCAGUCGGCAAUGAAUACGAGCAUCGUCCGGGACACCAAAACCAGCCACUUCACGAUGGCGUUUCAGGUUGGGCGGCCCUCCUUCCUUUGGCUCCAACUGUUCUUUGCAAUGACUGUCUGCUCUUUGAGGGUGGGGGAGACCUGUGCUGGCAACUCAGGGAGUCUUUUGAGUUGAAGUGGAGCGACUUGAAUUGAUAAGUCACCUCUUGGGAUCUGCUGGCUGGCCUGUGACUCUGGGGGUUAAGAGGGGGAUGAGGCUUCAUCCACUCCCGAGGAAUCUGUGUGGGCCACCCAACUGUUUAUACCUGAGCCUUGCUUCACAGCGUGGUCUCUGAACAUGGCCAUGUAUAGCUAUUGUGAACAACCCUACCCUACUGCAUGAAAUGGACCAGUCUGCCUAUAAAGUUACCUAAACCACGACUGCGUCUCUUGACAGUGAGUUGCAUGAAUGAAUUAGGCAUAGUAUGGAGAAGUGACUCCCUUUCGUCUGCCUGGGAUCUACUGCCAGUAGGCAAGGGGCAGGAGGUGUGUUGGCAUAUGUGGGUGAAAGCAAGGGAGACGGAAGCGAAGGAAGAAAGAGGGUUGGCUGACCUUCCCGUUUCUCUCAUGCCACAGCUGGGCAUCCCUCACUCCUUCAUGAUGGUCAGUUACCAGCACAAGUUUCAGGACGAGGAUCAGACGCGAGUGAAAGGAUCUCUCAAGUAAGUCCCAGCGCAGAGGGUUGCCCCUGGCAGGUAUAACUAGCAGGCAGGAGGCAGCUUUCGGCAUAGGGGUUUGUGAAAGGGAGUCAACCUCUUGCAGUGGUUGCUUUAAGGAUUCAUGGGCAAGAGGUUGGCAUCUUUCUGCAGCUGCAGUGCUCACCAUCUGGAAACCAGAUGUAGCAGGCAUGCCAGGUGCUGCCUCAGUGCCUCUUCCUUUCUGGAGGGGAAGGGAGACCCAUCAGGCAAGGGGGUGAGUUGGCGAGGUAUGCGGAAGAUGAGACCCGGUGAUCCCGAGAGGCAGAGCCUGUCCCUCUGCUUACUGUUCCCAAAUGCUUUUGUUUCAGAGCUGGUUUCUUUGGGACCAUCGUGGAAUAUGGGGCGGAGCGGAAAAUCUCCCGGCACAGUGUCCUUGGAGCCACCGUCAGUGUUGGCGUACCCCAGGGAGUCUCUCUGAAAAUCAAGUGAGUUGGCAGCCUGAGUUCUGAGGCUGCUUUCCAUAGACUGGUGCGCUCUGGCUGCCCUGGACAGCAGCAGUCAUCAGCACCAGGUUGGGGAAGGUUGUUCUAGGGAGCGGCUCCUCCUGCCUCUGGUCUUGCAUUUUGCUCCUGGUACUUGCCGAGAGACUUCAUGGAAAGCCACUGGACUGAGCUGCAUGUAAGGGUUGGUAUGCCUGGGCCCCCUUGCCUAGUCCGACUUCUCAGCACGAUGCCCACUGUGAGCUCCUCAAGCCCCUGGGCCUUGCCCCUCCAAGGGACUAGUAGUUCAGAAUGAUCACACUUUGUUUGUUUGUUGACCUGCACCCAGGCCGUAGAGCCAGAGGAGGGCUCUAGGAGUUCAAGAUUUGCGGAAGUGCCAGGGAAGAUCAGUUCUAAUGCCUUAUUCAAGAAGAGAAAUAGACCUACAGCGAGAAGCAGCCUGUCAUUUCCCCUUGCCCUUGCAGAUGUAGGAUGGACGCUACAGCAAGUAGCCUCCACAGCAAGGAGGUGGCUUGUCCUACAAUGGACUGUCUGCACCCAGCCUAAAGCACAUACAUUGUUUAUACACUAAGGCAGUUUAUGUCAGCCAACUGAUCAGUGGUGCAGGUGGUAGGCACCCAGAACAUUACAGGGUUCCUCUUCUAGGCUCUGAGCCCAAAUCCCAGUUCCCACAAAUAGGGGUACCAUGAAAGCUAGGCCAAUUAGGAUAUCAAAGCAGGGAUUUGUAAACAUAUAUGAGCUAUAGCUACUUCCAGUGAAUUGUAGGGUUAUGUUGAGUACUCACAUGGUGUCAGCACAGCCUCUGGAGCAAGUUCACCUUCGGGGCAACACAGUAUGUCUAACAACCAGACACCUGUUAAAGCUGCGUCUGCUGGAGACACUGAUCACAAUGUGUGCCGCUAUCAUUCUGGUUGGCAUGUUUCGGUUUUGCCAGCAGAGGGCUCCAGAACACAGCAGAACGGCCUGGGAAAAGCGGAAGAUCAGUGAUCGGACUUCAGAGCCUGUCUCUCGCUCUCUUCCCGCCCACUGCUAAAAAAGCUCAGCAGCCUUGAGUAAUGAAACAUGGAGGAGGGAUUUCCUUAAAUUUGUGUGCCUGGGCAGACGUGUGUCAUCUAGGUGGGCCCCAGCAGGUUUGGGGCCCUCCUCUUCCUGCUCUAGAGUUCUGGCUGUGGGCCUCCCGCCGCUCAAGGCACCCCUUGCCACACCAGGGUCACCAGAGUCCCAUCGCCAUUGGCAGCAAAUGAUUGAGCAGGACAAGGAACCAGAGAGUUGGGCAUGCUCUCUCCCUCCCCUGGCCCCUAGUGUUUUUGAAGCUGGCUCCUGCAGGUUCUCUGUGCCUGCCUUGCCAGCUAACUGCUCUGCUUUCCCCUGCAUCUCAGGCUGAACCGAGCCAGCCAGACCUACUUCUUCCCCAUCCACUUGACGGACCAGCUGCUGCCCAGCGCGGUCUUCUACGCCACGGCGGGGCCCCUCGUCAUCUACUUCGCCAUGCACAGGCUCAUCAUCAGGCCCUACCUGAGGGCGCAGAAGGAGAAGUGAGUGCCCCGAAAGCAUUCCCAGCAUGCACUGGGGGAGGAUAGAGGUGGAACUGACCCGCAGGGCACAGCACAGCAAAGGCAGCUGGUGAUGGAGGAGAGGGCUGCCCAGUGUGUACAUCAGAGGCAGCACAUCUCUGGAAACAAGCUGCCGGGGGGUGGGGCAGCAAGCGAGGUUUGUAGCAUUCCAGGCCUGCUUGUGGUCCUUCUGGAAGUUUCUGGCCGGCCACUGUGGGGAAAGCAGGGGUGGUGGUUUGGCGGGGGGGGGGGGGGAGACACCCUCCUGCUCUUUUCCACAGAGCUCUACUGUGAGGGUGGAGGGAUUUUUGGAGCGAAAAGAAGGAGCCAGACUCUGGGCUGCAAAGGGGGUAUUUCUGUGACUUGCAUAGAAAACUGUCCAAAGGAUACCUUCCUGCUCUCGCCAAUUAACAUGAGAUGCAAUCCAUCAUCAUUGGGAAGCCCUCCUGCUAUGGGGGCCCUUGAUACUUGCAAGAGCAGCAGAGAAGUAAGCAGCGUUCCUGCUCGUUUCACUGGGCUUGGCUUGCAUGAGUCCGGUUGUUCUGUCUCUCUGCCAUCCUUAAUGCACUAGCUGGCCCAGCCUUCGUGCGGCAUGGCUGCUUUUCUCAGGGAACUGGUUGGGGGAAAGUGGGAAGGGAGGCAGGUGCCCAGACGACAGUGAAACCCUCUUCCUUCCUCUCCCCUGUCUGAACGUUAGAGAAUUGGAGAAGCAGCGGGAGAGCACGGCCAGCGACACUUUCCAGAAGAAACAGGAAGCAGAAGCCGCAGUGAGUCUCAAGUCUUGCUUCCUUCCCCGUUCCUGGAUAAUUUAGGGUUCUCUGUGCACUUCCUCCUUGGAAUAAUUGAUCUGGGCUUCAUCUCAAGGGCUUUUCUUCCCUUCAAAAAUCACUUUGACAACUGAAAAUACAGUGUGGGUGGGUGUUUGAGGAGGUCUGGUGAGUUGCUGCUUCCUAACUCACCCUUGUGAGUUUUGCAUAGCCCUCUCACAAAUUUUCACUGUCACUCUUGGCUGUCUUCAUUUUUGAAAGCGUUGGGUUUAUUUUGUUUUUAAUCAGGUUUUUAUGUAACUGAGUCUGUUUUAAUUGCCUCAUCGCCUGCCUUUACUGGCGAGAGAAAGAAUGUGUGUGUUUUCAAAAACAGAACACGUGCAAGAGUGUGACUGUAGCCAGUUUUGGGGGCCAGGGCCAUGUCUCUUAUAGAUCCAGUGGCGUAGCGUGGGGGGUGCAGGGGGGGCCGGCCGCACCGGGCGCAACAUCUGGGGGUUGGGGUUAGGGGGCGCAAAUUACUUGCCUUGCCCCGGGUGCUGACAUCCCACGCUACGCCACUGUAUAGAUCAUAUGCUUUACAUGUCCUAGGUUUAGUCCCUGACUUCUUUUUAUUUGUCAUUUGUCUGCUUCACACCUGGUAUGUGCACUUCCAAGUGAUGUCUUAUGAGAUGCACAGUACUGGGCUAGAUGUUUCCACCUUGGUCUCGUUCAAUGUCUAAGGUUCUCACUUAUUUCAUAUAUUUUGACCCUGCCUCUUGAUGACAAGCAUCCACAAGGCCACUAGUAAAUCUAGCCCUUGCUAAUGCAUUUCUUGUUACAACAAAUCUCCAUUAUCGAGGCUGAAAGAGAGAGAGAGAGAGAGAGACUUUGCCUGGUCACCUCUGGGCAGUGCCAGCAUCCAGACAGGAGUGCAGGGAGAAUUGAUCCAAAUGCCUCUGGGCAGGCUGCAGAGUGCACAUCCCUCCUGGCUGAGUUACAAUGACAGGCUCCAAUCGCAUGUGGUAAGGAGGCCUUCCAGAUCAGAGGCAGGUGAGAGAACCUGGCACCACUUUUUGGAGAACACCUCGUCCUGCAACCCUGGAGAAAUUGCGAGUGUGACGCAAUUCCACACACAAGUGCAGAAAUCCACCUCUCUCUGUGAAACAUGUUUCUAGUCCUUGCAAAGUUAUGCUUGGGAGCAUGUAGGCAGCAAAACCUCUGCAGCUGCUGAGCAAGCCUUGCUCUUGCUCACAUCCAGAGAGCCAGUGUGGUGUAGUGGUUAAGAGCGGUAGUCUCGUAAUCUGGGGAACCGGGUUUGAGUCUCCACUCCUCCACAUGCAGCUGCUGGGUGACCUUGGGCCAGUCACACUUCUUUGAAGUCUCUCAGCCCCACUCACCUCACAGAGUGUUUGUUGUGGGGGAGGAAGGGAAAGGAGAAUGUUAGCCGCUUUGAGACUCCUUAAAGGGAGUGAAAGGCAGGAUAUCAAAUCCAAACUCUUCUUCUUCAUCAUCAUCCUAUUCCUCCUCGUGCCCCUUGUAGCGUAGUGUGUUGAAGGAGAACACACCCUCAAGCCUUGGCCCUUCCCUCCGGUCUUGUUUUUAUGAGGUUCCUAGAGAGGAGUUGGGUCUUGCGCUUGAUUGUCCUACUGCUGCAGCUCCCACUUUGCCUCUCUGCCUCUGAGCAACACAUUCUAGGGGCUCCCCUUUCAGGUGUUCUCACACACAAAACCAACCCCAAAAUGCCCAAAGGUCCGCCAUCCCUGUUGCUUUCCACGAGUUGGAGGGCAACCUUCUGCAGCCUCCUGUGAUGGAAGAGGCAGAGCUUAGACCAUUCCUGGCUCACAUGUUGUUUUUACACAAGUGCAGUCCCUAUAAAGGCCGCCUCCUCCUCCUUUUUCCCUUUAAGAAUAUUUGCAAACACAAUAAAUAAGCCUUCUUCUUUUGAUGCCGAAUCCUGGUCUGUCCCCUCGCUUAGGUGCGGCUGAUGCAGGAAUCUGUCCGGAGAAUUAUUGAGGCUGAAGAAGCCAGGAUGGGUAAGGAGUGCUGAUUUCCCUUUUCUUCCACCCAAGUCUGCCCUUCAGGCAUUUGAGGUGUUUGCACACUUCUGUUUGGGUUCGUAAAUGCUACUGUGUUGCUUACUGCUCUUAUUGGAACAGGAAACACUAAGUGGAAAGAGGUUGUGCCCCAGAACGUUUGCUUUAAUGAUUCUGGAAUGCCCAAUUGGUUCUAGUUUAUCUGCAAGGGCAUAUCCAUCCCAUAUGGGUGGCGGGUGAGCCGUAGGUCCGUGGUGGAGCACCUGCUUUGCAUGCAGAAGGUCUCAGGUUCAUACUUCGACACCUCUGGGGUAGGGCCAGAAAAAAGACCAACGUCUGAAUCCCUGGAGAGCCUAUUCCCAUUGACAUGGAUGAAGCUGAGCUUGAGCUUGCUCAGUGUAAGGCACCUCCUAUUGUACUGUGCUAGCUCAGGGUUUGGUACUAGUUGCAGAAAUCAGCAACCCAAGAACCUCAGUAGUUCUUUAAAAAAUAAAUGAAGGUCCUAGCCUCUAAGGUGGAAGAAUAUAUGGAAUCUCAAAGGGGGAGCCUCUAUCCCGGUGGAGGGAUUUGUGUGCUCAUCUGUUUUGAUUAUAUGUAGUGAGAGGCCUGGGCAGACCUCUCUUUUUUUCUCUCUCUCUACUUGCCUGGAGGGGGGGGGCGCUCCCCUGUUUCCUGAAAGUGUCCUCUGCGCCAACAGCUUCUUCUCGUUAACAAUGCAGGCCUGAUUGUGGUGAAUGCCUGGUAUGGGAAAUUCGUCAAUGACCAGAGCAGGAGGAACGAGAAGGUGAAGGUUAUAGACGUGACUGUGCCCUUGCAGUGCCUGGUGAAAGACUCCAAGCUCAUCCUUACAGAAGCAUCCAAGGUAAGGAGGAGGCCAGUGUGCAGGGAGGUGGGGAAGCAGAUAAGCCCACACAACUCACCUGUUCCAUUUCUGAGGGCGCCUUGGGGUGGUUGCCAGCCCAAGCCAGGCAAUCAUGAGGGGAGAUUUGUAAACCUUUGGUUGGACUUCCAGUAGGGUACAGAAGCCAAGCUUCACAAUGGUUCUGUGGUGUGUAUGUGUGCGCGCACGCAAGUGCACUAGCCCUUACACACAGUGCAUACUUCUGCACAACCACCAUCAUCUCUUCCUUUUUUGUAAUUACAUUUUUAUUGGAAUUUUUAACAUAAAGUGGUUAAAAACAGCACCAAACACAGCAAAUACCAAGGAGAGGAAGAACUGCCAACUAAACUGCAUCAAAAGAAUCAACUGAACUCAAGGAAUUAGGUGAUUAGGUGAUUAGGUGAUUAGACGGCGUUAAAUUGAUGUAUUGUUAAGGUUUCUAGAAGAGAUAAACUGGCACCAGACUGCUGCAAAGUUGCCUUCAUGUGUUUCUCCCCUGGCCCUCUUGCAUUUCUGAAUCAAUUUAUCAUUCAAAGCUGGUGGCCAUAUCCGAGCGUUAAACUUUUUCAUCCAGAGUUUUCCAAUGGCAGGAGGUUUCAAGACGGGCCCAACCAGUUACUUAAUGAUCAGAUCUCUAUAACCACCCUUCUCCUUGACUCAGCGUGUGACCAUUCCUCUCUUGCAGGCCGGCCUGCCUGGGUUCUACGACCCUUGUGUCGGGGAGGAUAAGAGCCUGAAAGUCCUCUACCAGUUCCGAGGAGUCCUGCAUCAAGUGAUGUCUGGCGACAACGAGGCCCUUCGGAUACCAAAGCAGUGUAAGUAGCAAAGCCCUGGUCUGCUGCUUCCGCUUCCAGCCCCUCUACAGGCCUGGUAAAGGCAUCCGUUGCCCUUCCACUGAGGAGCUGCCACGUGGGCAGGGGAUGGGAAGAUUGCAUUUGCAAGGACUCAUGGGGUCAGGGGGAUGACGACGACACACACCUCUCCAAAUUUCACUCCUGCCUCCUUUGCCUUCAUGUUCUUUCAGCCCGCUGACAGAGGCUGUGAGUUUGAGAGGGUUGUGGCCACAGCACACUGCUGCAUGGAGCCAAGGCAUGAAUCUCAAGACUUUCCUCCAGCAAUUUAAGCAUGACUAUGAGGAUGCACAGAGAACCCCUUAAACCUGAUUUCAUUGUCAAAUGACCCACCUCUUGUACCUUGGUCUUUGACACUGGAGAUAUUCCUGGGACUGAUUUAACUCUUUUUAAAAAAUGAAAUUGUUGUAACUCACUGUGGGGCCUGCUGGUGGAGGACAAAUAAUAGCUUGAGUAGCAAAUUAAAGUUAAUAAUAAUUUAGAGUUGAUAAAAUCAACAAAGUAGAGAGGAAGCUUCCAGUCCCCAAGGUGGCAGAAAUAUUGCACACCUUCAGGAUGAGGCCUAUCCUGAGUGCCCAGAGAUGACUGGCCAGAUCCAUGCAGUGUGACUUCUGCUGGUUUGGGGAGCAGCUUCCGGCUCCUAAAGGAACGGCAGCCUUGCUCUGCGCCUCUGGAGGCUCCUUCAUGCCCCUAUGUACACAGCUGCAGCAGGGCAGGGUAAACCCAGAUUUUCAGAAUCCCCAACUUUGCAGCUAUGAUAGCUUAGAGCCACGGCCCACAAAAUUGAUUUCCGUGCCAGGAUUUUGGAUUGGGGGCCUCCCUGCCAGUUUCCCCCGUGGAUGGUGGCAUGCUGCAUAGGGCUGGAGGCAGGCUGCUUCCUGCUCUCCUUUGCCAUUCUGCAGGAGGUGCUUUACAGGGGUGGGAGGAGCACAAUGUGGGUCUCCUGGGGGUGAACCCACUGUUGCCCACUUCUUAUUUUUAAAAAGUGCCUUUACACCUCCCUCAGUGGUGGCUCUUUUGCAAGUGUGCCUUGACCUCAGCCUCUAUAAAACAGUCUCUCCUCUCCCCACCCACCCCUUUUUUUGCUACCCCCACAGCUCACCGGAUUGAUGCGGACAGCUAAUCUGGUGGGAAAGAGGGCAGGUGCUGAGUUCUGUGCCCAGGAGCCAGCAGAUAUGGCACCAUCUUUCCUCCCUGGAUUUGAUGACGUCUUCAGACGGGUGGGGAUGCGACUUAUUUCCUGAUCGGUGGCAGAAGAAGGUGGUUUGACACCCAACGUAACAUUGUGGGACAAAAUGAGAGGAAUCUACUCUAACGAGACAGUGGCACCCAGACCCUGCAGCUGGGGGCCGUUGCUUGACUGGCACAGCUGACGAUGGCCAGCAUUUCCAGCCUGCCCCUGUCAACGCAAGGGGGCGGGCUGCAGACUAGGAGCCCCCCUUUCCCCUGCAGCAACCAGUGUCCUCUUCAGCGGGGGGAGCCUUGGGGCAGGUGGAUAAUGGGGGGCGGGGUGGGUGAGGUGUCGAUUUUAUUCUUGCAGGAAGUGGAGGGGGUGCGGGCUACUUCAGGUGAAGGAGCGAGCGGCCACAUUCGCGGCCUCCUCCCCGUAGACCCUUGCGGCUGUUCGGCAAUGCAAAGAACACGGUGCUCAUAUCCACGUUCCGAAAUCAAAAUGCACUUUGGGAAAUUUGUAAGCCUUUCUUUUAACACGUUUGAAUCUUCCUGUCCAUCAUCAUCUCUCUCUCUCUAGCAGCUGAUAUAAUAUGAUACACUAAGAGGAACUGUUUCUCUGUCAGCUUGUCUUUGUUCUGAGCACAGCAGGAAGCUGGCCCGGAAAAGGAGUAAAAGUCGCCAUAAGCGUUUUGAUGUACACAAAAGGCGUCGUGCGGAUGGAGGCAGGGUGGGGAGAUAGGAGUGGGAGGGCCAAGUGAGUGCCAAAUCAGAGGCAAUAGCAUUCCCGAUGGAAGAUUGCUCCCACCGCAGACCAGGGGUGCUCUUGUGCUGCAAGAAAGCAACGGAGAGGUUGCAGGAGUCCCAUUUUUGGCCCUCUGUUCCUGGUGGCAGUGUAGAGCUCCUUUUACAGACACGAACAGAGGAGGCUGGAGUUGCCUCUCUGUUGGUCCUUGGAACACCUUCCUUGAUGACAUUUAUGCAGGAUCCCUGGGGGUGUUGAAUGCCAAAACAAGCUGUUUGUCGUAACUGCCAGUUCCUGAAACACACACAGUGUGGUGCAUCCCUUGCGCCACUUUAUUCGUUUGUAUAACUGGGUUCGCCCCACUCAUUUGGAUCCGGAUCAUAUCCCCCCCAAUCUGUCCCCACCUCAGCUCUUACCCUAAGUAAAACGAUAACUGAUUCCAUGAAGCCUGUUACAUCCCUCCUGCCCCCUUUUCCUCUUGAAAUUAGGUGUUGCUGCUCCUCAGUUGUUUUGUUGGACAAAUAUUUUUCUCUCGCAUCUUCCAUUGAACCAAGUUCUGGUCUAGUAAUAUCCAUCUCCUUGGUUAACCCAUGGCACCUUCAAGUAAAGAUCUUUAUUCAUGUUGACACCCCUACCCGACUGCCCCAUUCAUUUUUCCACAUGCCAGUUAUCCCAACUUCCUUCAGAGCUGAUGAAAUGAGAAAUACACUGUAUGGUCAUAGUAUUUAUUCCUGGAUCGCAGUGAGUUCUGGUUUCAGAAAUCUGUGACCUGGCCUCUUCAGGAACCAGAAUCGGGCUAGAAUUAACACUGGUAAUUAACACUGACAAUAACCACUUGAACCUUCUGCUUUUUGAACCCAGCUCAGCCUGAGCACCCCUCUGCUUCAAUCCUUCCCCGCUUUCCAAAGCCCCUGCCUCGUGUGACUGGAAAUUUUGCAAAGUGCAUGAGCCGCUAAUGAGGACAGAGCCUCUGGUUUCUCCUGUAACAAAUAAGGACAAUAAAAGAGACCCAUUUUCUCC